AUGAAUAGGGAGAGAGGACAGAGAGAGGACAGAGAGAGGACAGAAAGAGGUGGGAAGGAGGAGAAAGUGAAAAGAGGGACUGAGAGGUGGCUGAAGGAGAGGAAGGUCCAGAGAGAGGGCAGAGUGUGUUUUAUAUUGUCCAGGGUGUGAGGACUGGGCUGUUGGUGAAUGUAGCCUACGUACACUGACAGCCAUGAUGGAGCCAUGUGGUCAGCCAGCCGGGUGUCCAUGCAGCCGCCCUGCAGCGCUACAGACUGAGGAGGAGAGGAGCUCCCUGGCUCCUGUCCCUGCAUGGUGAGGUCAGCAGCCCAGUGACCUGACCUCAAUCAGACCAGAUUAGAGAUCAGAUCAGAUCCCCGGCACGGCGCAGUGCACCUCUGACCUUGGAGCAGCCACCAAUUAGACUCAGAACAUGCCAUCAGAACAGAACACCCUGUCCAGGAGGACAAGGAGAGAGUGUGAAGGAGCAGGUAGAGCCAAGAUCCCUGUCCGUACAAUGUCCAUACAAUACCACAUCAGAGCUAAGCCACUCGCAGUGGUGGAAAAGUACUCAAUUGUCACACUUGAGUAAAAGUAAAGAUACCUUAAUAGAAAAUGACUCUAGUGAAAGUCACCCAGUAAAAUACUAGUUGAGUAAAAGUCUAAAAGUAUUUAGUUUUUAAUAUACUUAAGUAUCAAAAGUAAAUAUAAUUGCUAAAAUAUACUUAUGUAUCAAAAGUAGAAGUAUCAAUCAUUUCUUAUUCCUUAUAUUAAGCCAACCAGACGGCACAAUUUUCUUGUUUUUUAAAUUUACGGAUAGCCAGGGGCACACUCCAACACUCAGACAUAAUUUACAAAUAAAGCAUUUGUCUUUAGUGAGUCCGCCAGAUCAGAGGCAGUAGGGAUGACCAGGGAUAUUCUCUUGAUAAGUGUGUGAAUUGGACCAUUUCCCUGUGCUACUAAGCAUUCAAAAUGUAACGAGUACUUUUAGGUUUCAGGGAAAAUGUAUGGAGUAAAAAGUACAUUAUUUUCUUUAGGAAUGUAGUGAAAAAAAGUCAAAGUUGUCAAAAAUAUAAUUCAACGUCAAAUAGACAUUGAAUUGACGUCUGUGCCCAGUGGGAAGCCACGUGGCCAGAAUUAUCCCAUCCAUAGUCUCUCUAUUGAACUGGGAAACACAGUCUAAGUCACCAGAACCAGAACCCCCUCCCCUUAAAAAGGAGGAUACACAUUCUCAUCUAUAAGUCGUGCCUUAUUUAGCAUUCUAAGUAUGAGAGUCGGGAGAAAUUUGAUUUAGUUCGGGGCAAAGUGAGGGUGAUUGUGUGUUUCUGGAGAACGGUGGAAGAGUACUCGGUGUAUAAGAGUACUGUAUGUUUGGAGGAUCUGUUACAGACUAACAUUGAUAGAAGAACAGGGACAGAAUAUCUCUGAGUGCUGUGAAAUCAAAAGCCAGAUGGUCGAGAAGGAGUCCGAGGCAAGGAGAGAGAAAUACCAAUAGAAAGGAGAGCGAGAUAGGAGAGAGAAAGACAUUAGAUUUUCUUUCGUUUUGAUUUUCUGCUGCAGUCUGCUGAGCCCCUGUCUUCUCUCUAGCAUCCACUCUUCCUGCUCUUCAGUCUGUCAUAACACAAUAACAGAGGUCUGACAGCUUAAAAGACACUGGAGGAGCAUGGAGGUGCUUGGGGAGACAAUUGCUGCAGAACACAGGCAGCUCAGCGGCUAGAGAGAAAUACAAUUUUGUCUCGCUCAAGAUGGAUUCCACUGUGAGAUUGCAGGGUACCAAAGACAGAAUCAAAAUGGAGAACUCUAAAGGAAAAAAAUAAAGGAUUUCUAGACAUAAUUGCUGUUGGCCUAUGUUGGUGAUAUCAAAUACUCACAAUUUUAUAUUUUCAAUUUGAUUGCACAAUGUAUCGUGAAAAUAUUGAAGAAGUAAAUCAUACAUAUCAUUUAUAAUAUCAAUAUGAAAGAGAUAUAAUUUUGCUUCAGGGGUUAUUAUUGAUGUAUCUGAUCUCCUCAAACUUUAAAAAAACGCCUGGCAAUGAUAAGGAUAUGUGCACACACACACAAACACACACACACACACCUCCCUCUCUCCCUCUUCGGAUCUCACUUCUGGUUGCCCAUCUCACCCAACUGCAUUUAAACCAGGAACUAGAAACUCCUUCAGGAUAUCAAAUCCAUGGACUCUGGUGUCUAUUCUAACUAGGUCAACGCUUACAAUAGCUGCAGACUCUUUCUCCCUCUCCUCUCUCUUGUUAUUUUCACUGCCUUUCACUACCACUCAGUGCAUUUGGAAAGUAUUCAGACCCCUUGACUUUUUCCACAUUUUUUAAAACGUUACAGCCUUAUUCUAAAAUGGAUUAAAUUGUUUCUAUCGAGUCUAAUAGAAAAGGGUCUGAAUACUUAUGUAAAUAAGGUAUUUCCUUUUUUUUUUUUUUAUACAUUUGCUAAAAUCUCUAAAAACUGCUUUGCUUUGUCAUUAUGGUAUAUUGUGUGUAGAUUGAUUAUAUUUUUUUAUUUAAUCCAUUUUAGAAUACGGCUGUAACGUAACAAAAUGUGGAAAAAGUCAAGGGUCAGAAUACUUUCUGAAGGCACUGUAUUUAUAAUUAUUUAUUUGUAUAAAAAUAGCUGUCGAAUGAAUGAUUAAAUAUGCCCAUAUUAAAUGCAGGUUAAAAAUUUCUUUAUCCAAUUGUAUUUUUUACCAAUUGAUAACUUUGUCAAAAAAACACAGGUACUGUUCCUAUGCUUGACUUGUCAUUGAUUCUCUAUACAUUUCAGGCCAUAUUGGGCCUGUAAGCAUGACGUUUUACAGUCUAUUUUGAUCAGGCUUUAUCUAAAGACAUCCUCCUCGUUGUCAGAGACAAGGCGCAGCCCUGAUACUGUAGCUGGUUUUAACUGAAGCUGCCCCUGGCUGGUGUACCUUGGGGCCUAAAUGCUCACUAAGCUGUCUCUGUCUUAGCAUGCUCGCCACAGCACAGUGAAGACAAUCUCCUGUAAAUUGCUUUUUCGAUCAGUUUUGACAUCAAUCUGCUCUCCUGGGGAUAACGCAUGCAUAUGAUUGCGAGAGGAAGGUAUCAUUCCUUAUGAAUGUUGACAACCCCACUCAGUCGGGUUUGAUCCCCAGAAUUAACAUAAUAUUACUGCACAGAUUGAACUUCUAGUGACACCCAAAGAGGAUUUGGUUGCUGUAGCAGAGGUUCAGACCAUAUAGAUAACUGGAGCUAGGGCGGGCAGAGGUCAAAUGUAAAGGUUAUCACAGGUGAAAGGUCUUGGUAUGAUAUGUUUAAGGAUAUACGCUACAUGACCAAAAGCAUGUGGACACCUGCUCGUGGAACAUCUCAUUCCAAAAUCAUGGGCAUUAAUAUGGAGUUUGUCCCCCCUUUGCUGCAACAGUGCCUUGCAAAAGUAUUCAUCCCCCUUGGCGUUUUUCCUAUUUUGUUGCAUUACAACCUGUAAUUUAAAUUGAUUUUUAUUUGGAUUUCAUGUAAUGGACAUACACAAAAUAGUCCAAAUUGGUGAAGUGAAAUGAAAAAAAAUAACUUGUUUAAAAAAAAAAAAUAACGGAAAAUUGGUGUGUGCAUAUGUAUUCACCCCCUUUCCUAUGAAGCCCCUAAAUAAGAUCUGGUGCAACCAAUUACCUUCAGAAGUCACAUAAUUAGUUAAAUAAAGUCCACCUGUGUGCAAUCUAAGUGUCACAUGAUCUCAGUAUAUAUACACCUGUUCUGAAAGGCCCCAGAGUCUGCAACACCACUAAGCAAGGGGCACCACCAAGCAAGCUGCACCAUGAAGACCAAUGAGCUCUCCAAACAGGUCAGGGACAAAGUUGUGGAGAAGUACAGAUCAGGGUUGGGUUAUAAAAAAAUAUCAGAAACUUUGAACAUCCCACAGAGCACCAUUAAAUCCAUUAUUAAAAAAUGGAAAGAAUAUGGCACCACAACAAACCUGCCAAGAGAGGGCCGCCCACCGAAACUCACGGACCAGGCAAGGAGGGCAUUAAUCAGAGAGGCAACAAAAAGACCAAAGAUAACCCUGAAGGAGCUGCAAAGCUCCACAGCGGAGAUUGGAGUAUCUGUCCAUAGGACUACUUUAAGCCGUACACUCCACAGAGCUGGGCUUUACGGAAGAGUGGCCAGAAAAAAGCCAUUGCUUAAAGAAAAAAAUAAGCAAACACGUUUGGUGUUCGCCAAAAGGCAUGUGGGAGACUCCCCAAACAUAUGGAAGAAGGUACUCUGGUCAGAUGAGACUAAAAUUGAGCUUUUUGGCCAUCAAGGAAAACGCUAUGUCUGGCGCAAACCCAACACCUCUCAUCACCCCGAGAACACCAUCGGCAGGGACUGGGAAACUGGUCAGAAUUGAAGGAAUGAUUGAUGGCGCUAAAUACAGGGAAAUACUUGAGGGAAACCUGUUUCAGUCUUCCAGAGAUUUGAGACUGGGACGGAGGUUCACUUUCCAGCAGGACAAUGACCCUAAGCAUACUGCGUGGUUUAAGGGGAAACAUUUAAAUGUCUUGGAAUGGCCUAGUCAAUGCCCAGACCUCAAUCCAAUUGAGAAUUUGUGGUAUGACUUAAAGAUUGCUGUACACCAGCGGAACCCAUCCAACUUGAAGGAGCGUGAGCAUUUUUGCCUUGAAGAAUGGGCAAAAAUCCCAAUGGCUAGAUGUGCCAAGCUUAUAGAGACAUACCCCAAGAGACUUGCAGCUGUAAUUGCGUAAAAGGUGGCUCUACAAAGUAUUGACUUUGGGGGGGGGGGGGGGGGGGGGGGGUGAAUAGUUAUGCACGUUUUCUGUUUUUCUGUCUUAUUUCUUGUUUGUUUCACAAUAAAACAUAUUUUGCAUCUUCAGGGUGGUAGGCAUGUUGUGUAAAUCAAAUGAUACAAACCCCCCAAAAAUCCAUUUUAAUUCCAGGUUGUAAGGCAACAAAAUAGGAAAAAUGCCAAGGGGGGUGAAUACUUUCGCAAGUCACUGUAUAACAGCUUCCACUCUUCUGGGAAGGCUUUCCACUAGAUGUUGGAACAUUGCUGCAGGGACUUUCUUCCAUUCAGCCACAAGCACAUUAGUGAGGUCGGGCACCGAUGUUGGGCAAUUAGGCCUGGUUCGCAGACGGCGUUCCAUUUCAUCCCAAAGGUGUUCGAUGGGGUUGAGAUCAGUGCUCUGUGCAGGCUAGUCAAGUUCUUCCACACCGAUCUCGACAAACCAUUUGUCUAUGGAUCUAGCUUUGUGUACGUGGGUAUUGUCAUGUUGAAACAGGAAAGGGCCUUCCCCAAACUGUUGCCACAAAGUUGGAAGCACAGAAUCGUCUAGAAUGUCAUUAUAUGCUGUAGCUUUAAGAUUUUCCAUCACUAGAACUAACGGGCCUAGCCCGAACCAUGAAAAACAGCCCCAGACCAUUAUUCCUCCUCCACCAAACUUUACAGUUGGCACUAUGCAUUGGGGCAGGUAGCGUUCUCCUGGCAUCUUCCAAACCCAGAUUCGUCCAUCGGACUGCCAGAUGGUGAAGCGUGAUUCCUCUGCUCCAGAGUCCAAUGACGGCGAGCUUUUCACCACUCCAGCCGACGCUUGGCAUUGCGCAUGGUGAUCUUAGGCUUGUGUGCGGCUGCUCAGCCAUGGAAACCCAUUUCAUGAAGCUCCUGACUAACAGUUGUUGUGCUGAUGUUGCUUCCAGAGGCAGUUUGCCACUGAGGACAGAUGAUUUCUACGCGCUACGUGCUUCAGCACUCGGCGGUCCCGUUCUGUGAGCUUGUGUGGCCUACCACUUUGUGGCUGAGCCGUUGUUGCUCCUAGCGGUUUCCACUUCACAAUAACAGCACUUACAGUUGACCAGGGCAACUCUAGCAGGGCAGAAAUUUGACGAACUGACUUGUUGGAAAGGUGGCAUCCUAUGACAGUGCCACGGUGAAAGUCACUGAGCUCUUCAGUACGGCCAUUCUACUGCCAAUGUUUGUGUUGGAUGGGGAGCGUCGCUGCACAGCUAUUUUCAGGUCUCUCCUGUCACGCCCUGGCUCUGGGGACUCUUGUAUGUUGAGCCAGGGUGUUAGUUUCUUUGUGUAGUGUCUAUGUUUCGUUUUCUAUGUUCUGUUCUAGGUUAUGUGUUUCUAUGUUGGCCGGGGUGGUUCUCAAUCAGAGGCAACGUGAAUCAGCUGUUGCUUGUUGUCUCUGAUUGGGAACCAUACUUAGGCAGCCUGUUGUGCACUUGUGUUUUGUGGGAUCUUGUUCCGUGUUGGUUUGUGUUGUUAACCGAGGACUUCACGUUUCGUUUGGUUGUUUUGUAUUUUGUAUCGUGUUGCCAGUACACUAUUAAAAAGAUGUACGCAUAUCACGCUGCGCCUUGGUCCAAUCAUUAUGACGAUCGUGACAUCUCCAGAGAUGUUCGAUCCUGUUCAAGUCCGGGCUCUGGCUGGGCCACUCAAGGAAAUUCUGAGACUUGUCCCGAAGCCACUCCUGCGUUGUCUUGGCUGUAUGUUUAGGGUCAUUGUCCUGUUUGAUGGUGAACCUUCGCCCCAGUCUGAGGUCCUGAGCACUCUGGAGCAGGUUUUCAUCAAGUAUCUCUCUGUACUUUGCUCCCUCAAUCCUGACUAGUCUCCCUGUCCCUGCCGCUGAUAAACAUCCCUGCAGCAUGAUGCUGCCACCACCAUGCUUCACAGUAGGGAUGGUGCCAUGUUUCCUCCAGAUGUAAUGCUUGGCAUUCAGGCCAAAGAGUUCAAUCUUGGUUUCAUCAGACCAUUGAAUCUUUAGGUGCCUUUUACUGAGGAGUGGCUUCCGUCUGGCCACUCUACCAUAAAGGUGUGAUUGGUGGAGUGCUGCGGAUAUGGUUGUUCUUCUGGAAGGUUCUCCCAUCUCCACAGAGGAACUCUGGAGCUCUAUCAGAGUGACCAUUGGGUUCUUGGUCACCUCCCUGACCAAGGCCCUUCUCCCCCGAUUGCUCAGUUUAGCCAGGCGGCCAGUUCUUGGUGGUUCCAAACUUCUUCCAUUUAAGAAUGAUGGAGGCCACUGUGUUCUUGGGGACCUUCAAUGCUACAGAAAUGUUUUGGUACUCUUUCCCAGAUCUGUGCCUCGACACAAUCCUGUCUCAGAGCUCUACAGAUAAUUCCUUCUACCUCAUUGCUUGGUUUUUGCUCUGACAUGCACUGUCAACUGUGGGACCUUAUAUAGACAGGUGUGUGCCUUUCCAAAUGAUGUCCAAUCAAUUGAAUUUACCACAGGUGGACUCCAAUCAAGUUGUAUAAACAUCUCAAGAAUGAUCAAUGGAAACAGGAUGCACCUGAUCUUAAUUUCUAGUCUCAUAGCAAAGGGUCUGAAUACUUAUGUAAAUAAGGUAUUUCUGUUUUUAUUUUUAAUAGCUUUACAAACAUUUCUGCAAACCUGUUUUCUCUUUGUCAUUAUGGGGUAUUGUGUGUAGAUUGAGGAGGAUUGUUAUUUAUUUAAUUCAUUUUAGAAUAAGGCUGUAACGUAACUGUGGAAAAGGGCUCAGAGUACUUUCCGAAUGCAGUAUAGUGUAUACUGUAUAAAAUAGAUCAUUCAGUACUGUUUGUGAAUGCCAUGGAUUAUGCGGGACCGGGUGUCUUUUCCAGCUGGAUGGCGUACUACAGUAGCUUCCUAUUGAGCUGAAUGGCCAGAUGACCUCAUGUAUUUCUUUUAUGUGAAUAACCCCUCCUCUUUUUCUCUCUCUUUUUCUCUUCUAGGACCUAGAUUUCUCAUCACAACCACGGGAGCCUUGUAUAUUCUGGAUGUCCAGAAUGAGGAUGGAUUGUAUAACUACCGCUGCACCACACGGCAUCGCUACACGGGCGAGACCAGGCAAAGCAACAGCGCCCGGCUUUUUGUGUCAGGUCAGUCUAUGCUGUCCUAAAUACCCUAAAUAAUGGUCACCCAGAAACAUCUAGAUUUCUGUACAGUACAUCAUGUUGCAGUAAUACAAAGUCCAUUACACAGUGAAUGCUAUCGUAACACUAUCUCUUCUAAUAGUGAACUCUAUUAUUAUCAUAACAUCUUCUCUCUCUUAUCUUUCAUAAGAUCCCACUAACUCAGAGCCGGGGAUUCUGGAUGGCUUUGACCGCCGCGAGGUCAUGGCGUCCCAUCGGGUAGAGCUGCCCUGUAAGGCGUCAGGCCAUCCCAUGCCCAAGUACCGCUGGCUGAAGGACAACAGCCCCCUGGAGCCCGACACACGUUUUCGCCAGAGUGUCACGGGCUUGCUGAUAGAGAGCGCCCAGCCCACCGACUCUGGCAUCUACGUGUGUGAGGUGUGGAACAGCUAUGGCAACGCUGAGGUGGUGGGCCGGCUGCUGGUCAAACGUGAGUCCAAACACCACAUCACACUCACACAUCAGGAGCUAUCCCAGCCUGGGGCCAUGUUGUUUCUGCAUUAGUUGCUAUAGCUCUAUUUCUUUGAUAAUGUUCACACAACAAAAUAUUUGUUUCACGGUAUAACAAUUUCAUAGGCCACCAGUUUGGUUUGGGAUUUUUGAUGUGUGUUCUGUGUUUUCUCUGGUGUCCAGAGCCCCUGAAGGCGGUGGUCAGCCCACGAAAGGUGAAGGGCAGCGUGGGUAGUAAGGUGUCCUUGCAUUGCAGUGUCAGUGGCUCUGAUGAGUAUGAGCUGUCGUGGUACCGUAACGGAGAGAUCAUCUACCCCGGCAACAAUGUGCGGAUCACAGGCAUCAGCAGGGAGAACCUGAUCAUGGAGGGCAUGGCCAAGAGCGACGGCGGGGCCUACCAAUGUUUUGCCAGGAAUAACAAAAUGUCUGCUCAGGAUUUUGUUCAGGUCAUCUUGGAGGGUGAGAUACAGUAGAGGUUUCUUAUAAAGAUCAAUGUUGCUAUGGCAGUUAUUGGAUAUAUUGGUGUUGUUGUAACAAGACAUUGGUUAGAAUAUAUCACCAUGUGUUUUUUUUUUCAUGUGUACUGUACCACUUGGCAGUUGACUAUAGCAUGAGUGUUUACGGUUUUAUGUUGUGUGCAGGGGCGCAACUUUGGUUUUAGAAGUGGGGGUGACAUAAUUAUUAUAAUAUAUAUAUAUAUAUAUAUACAGUACCAGUCAAAGGUUUGUACAUUGUAGAAUAAUAGUGAAGACAUCAAAACUAUGAAAUAACAUAUGGAAUCAUGUAGUAACCAAAAAAGUGUUAAACAAAUCAAAAUAUAUUUUAGAUUUGAGACUCUUCAAAGUAGCCACCCUUUGCCUUGAUGACAGCUUUGCACACUCUUGGCAUUCUCUCAACCAGCUUCAUGAGGUAGUCACCUGGAAUGCAUUUCAAUUAACAGGUGUGCCUUGUUAAAAGUUAAUUUGUGGAAUUUCUUUCCUUCUUAAUGCGUUUGAGCCAAUCAGUUGUGUUGUGACAAGGUAGGGGUGGUAUACAGAAGAUAGCCCUAUUUGGUAAAAGACCAAGUCCAUAUUAUGGCAAGAACAGCUCAAAUAAGCAAAGAGAAACGACAGUCCAUCAUUACUUUAAGACAUGAAGGUCAGUCAAUCGGAAAAUGUCAAGAACUUUGAAAGUUUCUUCAAGUGCAGUCGCAAAAACCAUCAAGCGCUAUGAUGAAACUGUCUCUCAUGAGGACCGCCACAGGAAAAGAAGACCCAGAGUUACCUCUGCUGCAAAGGAUAAGUUCAUUAGAGUUACCAGCCUCAGAAAUUGCAACCUAAAUAAAUGCUUCUGAGAGUUCAAGUAACAGACACAUCUCAACAUCAACUGUUCAGAGGAGACUACGUGAAUCAGGCCUUCAUGGACGAAUUGCUGCAAAGAAACCACUACUAAAGGACACCAAUAAGAAGAAGAGACUUGCUUGGGACAAGAAACGUGAGCAAUGGACGUUAGACUGGUGGAAAUCUGUCCUUUGGUCUGAUGAGUCCAAAUUGGAGAUUUUGGGUUCCAAUCGCCGUGUCUUUGUGAGACGCAGAGUAGGUGAAUGGAUUAUCUCCGCAUGUGUGGUUCCCACCGUGAAGCAUGUAGAAGGAGGAGGUGUGGGGGUGCUUCGCUGGUGACACUGUCAGUGAUUUAUUUAGAAUUCAAGGCACACUUAACCAGCAUGGCUACCACAGCAUUCUGCAGCGAUACGCCAUCCCAUCUGGUUUGCACUUAGUGGGACUAUCAUUUUGUUUUUCAACAGGACAAUGACCCAACACACCUCCAGGCUGUGUAAGGGCUAUUUGACCAAGAAGGAGAGUGAUGGAGUGCUGCAUCAGAUGACCUGGUCUCCACAAUCACCCGACCUCAACCCAAUUGAGAUUGUUUGGGAUGAGUUGGACCGCAGAGUAAAGGAAAAGCAGCCAACAAGUGCUCAGCAUAUGUGGGAACUCCUUCAAGACUGUCGGAAAAGCAUUCCAGGUGAAGCUGGUUGAGAGAAUGCCAAGAGUGUACAAAGCUGUCAUCAAGGCAAAGGGUGGCUACUUUGAAGAAUCUAAAAUCUAAAAUACAUUUUGAUUUGUUUAACACUGUUUUGGUUACUACAUGAUUCCAUAUGUGUUAUAUCAUAGUAUUGAUGUCUUCACUAUUAUUCUACAAUGUAAAAAAUAGUAAAAAUAAAGGAAGAUCCUUGAAUGAGUAGGUGUGUCCAAACUUUUGACUGGUGUGUGUGUAUAUAUAUACAUUUUUUAUCCAGUCAGACAAACACUCCAGACAGCCUACCCGACCACUUGGAGGCAUCCACAUGGUCCGAAAGCACACCGUUGCCUUGUUUUGUAUCACAUUCCAAUGAUAAAACCCCCCCGUCCUCAGUGGAAGUUGCGCCACUGGUUGUGUGUAUGUUCUGUGUCCAUGUAUGUGUAGUAGCAGCAGCAGUGACUUAGCAGAAAGGGAUUUUGGCCCUGGAUCGAUGCAGGGCCUGUGUUAAUGCGUUGUGUUGUGCUGCUGUUAUUAGGGCUACUGUCCUAGUCAGCUUUAAACUGCUUACCUGAGCCUGGUUGCUUGGGCAACUGUCUCGCGUGGCCACGGAACUGUAUAAGGAGGAUAUUGAUCAUCUAUAAUGAUGUAGAACAUGCCAGGGUUAUCAGAGAGCAACAGCAGGACACUCUAAAAUAAAGCUAUUUUUAUAUUUGGCCAAGACUGCCCCCAAUAAUGGGAGACAAAGAAAAAAGGUAGAUGUACAGCUUUUAGUGACAGAGGAUAGAUAUUAUAUUGCUGCUUUUGUUCAUUAUGAUUUUUUUUGGUUUUGUGUUGCACACAAUUGUCACACUUGUAGGGAAUUAUUUAUAUUUUAUUAUGUGAGCGAUACCUUAGCUGACUCUAAUGUCAGUAUAGAAUACAUGUUUACAGUGUCCAUACAAUACAUGAUGCAGAGAUUUGUCUGUCCAAGCCUUUUCUGUCCAAGCCUCCCACUGUAGUCCUAUUAACCAUUACCCAUGGUAUCCCUCUCUUUCCCCUUUCAGACGGAACUCCGAAGAUUCUGUCCUCCUUCAGUGAGAAGGUGGUCAACCCCAACGAGCCGGUCUUCCUGGUGUGUAACGUCAAAGGCACUCCCCCUCCCUCCUGCACCUGGAACCUGGACGACGACCCGGUCAUCAAGGACAGCCACCACCACCCCGGCCACUACGAGACCCACGAGGGCCACGUGGUCAACCAGCUGAACAUCACCCACACCAAGGAGGUGGACGGAGGGGUGUACCGCUGCACCUGCAGGAACUCGGCCGGGGCGGUCUACCACCAGGCUCGAAUAAACGUAAGAGGUGCUUGUCAGAUCAGCUCCUCCAAAACAACAAAAACAUACACCUAACUCAUGUUUGUUUGGUUUCCAAGUUCAAUACCUGUUUCUUUUAGGUUUUUGUUGUAUUCUCCCUCCUUUGCAAAGUGCCUACAGAUUCCUAACCUUUCUUACUUUCUUUCUUUCUUUCUUCCUUCCUUUCUCUUCCCUCCCUUUAUUCCUCAGUUGCAGCUUUUGGACUCCAUUUAGCUUCCGUUCAUUUUUUCCACUGUUUUUUUAUCCCUGUGUGAAUCUCUCUUGUCACAUCGUCCCUCUAUGCUCUUUGUGUGAUUGUGAUACUGCAGUGAUACUGAUUGUGAUACUUUUACCUUUUCUAUCCUAACACUAUGCUAUUUCUAGUCGCCCAUAUCUUGUUGGCCUGUUUGCAUGUCAGUCACUCAUACUGUCAAUUACAAUGCCAGGUCACAACCACCCAUGUUUUGUUAGUUUGCGUUUAUGUGUAUGUAUGAUCCAUCCAUAACAUAUCUGUUCUAUUGAUUGUGUCUCAUUUGUUGGAUGUAGUAUCUCUCUUCCUGUCUUUAAUAGUAAUCUGAUCCUCUACCCAGAUCACUGUUGCUGAGAUGAUUCCCUUCAGCUGAUUUGCACUCCUGUUCCAUGUGUAGAUGUUUGAACACAAUUGACCAAUUUAUUAUUAUUUUCUUUGUAGGCCUUACUGACAGGCAGGUUUUCAGCCCAGUGUGGUGUAUACUGUAGGUACAACUGUUGAGCGUCACAUAGGUCAACUUUGUACUGCGUGUUUCGAGGCUGGUGGUGGUUUUAUCUUUAGACUGCAAAAGGGAAUAUAGUUCUCUCUCUUGUUUCCUUAGUUCGUUUUUUACUUAUUUUGUGGUUGUUGAAUGUAGAGUUUAUUUAUUCAGAUGAGACAAUUAGUUUCAAGUGGCUCUUGGAUUUGUAAUGCAGAUAAUUAUACAGUGAAUAUUGUCCACUAAAAUGUUCUGUCUUUCAGCUGUCAGCCAACCCUACCUUGUCCUUGUCUAAUAUGGUCCUGAUUUCACAGCCCUCUCUUCAGAGUCUACCAUGAGGUCCUGUGGUAAAAACGAACACAUUUGGGUGUGCUGUCAAUACAUACGGCUUGAUGUUGCUGACUGUCAUGUCACAAUCCCCUCACCCAUAAAUGUGUUUAUAGAGAGCUCUCUCUCCCUCUCUGUAUUUUUAGGUGCUGCCAGCAUUCGUCCAAUGAAAAACAUCACGGCCAUCGCAGGGCGGGACGCGUACGUCCACUGUCGCGUUAUUGGCUACCCGUACUAUUCCAUCAAGUGGUAUAAGAACUCCCACCUGCUCCCCUUCAACCACCGGCAGCGGGCCUUUGAGAACAACGGCACUCUGAAGCUGUCCAACGUGCAGGAGCUGGACCAGGGAGAGUAUAACUGCAGGGUAUUGGUCAAACCUCACCAAGAGACCAAUCAGAGUGUCCAUCUCAGUGUCAAAGGUAGGAAGAGCCUGUCUCCCUAACUCAUGCACUGUGACAGUACACAAUAAACAAGGGAUCUGUUCUCCACACUAGCAUACCACACUUGGGUAAGUGUAAAGGACGUCAUGCUGCUUGCUUAGUGAGUACCACUUUCUCCCAAUUUGGCCCAUACCUGGCGCAAACUCCGGACCUCUGCCUUGCUAGCACACGUGACCACCCUUCUGAAGUGUCUUACCAGUCAGCACCACAUGAAAAGCUAGCUAUUCACUGGCGCAAGUGGGGACACUUCAGGCUGAGGAGUAAGUUUCACACAUUCCCAUGUGAUACAUAAGCAUUCGUGUGUGGACAGUAGAACAUGGCAAAGCUGUAGGCAGAGAUAGGAAGUGACCUUGCAGGUCAUACUCCCAUUGGCCAGGGCCAUCACAUCACAUUGUGCACCAUAAGCUACAGUAACACUGCCUGACAUUCACCACUGCUACGACUGCACUGCUAUGGGAUGUGAGACUAAGCUAGGGUCAUUAGUAUGACUGCACAUACAGUAGCGAUUGAGCUUGAUUACCAGAGGCCCAAGAAUACGUAAUGGGAAUGUUAACGAGUGAUUCCACAUGCCUCAUAUCCAUGUCAUGAAUGAUGCAGCCGCUGCUUAAGACAUUUCCAUGAGAUGAGGCUGGGAUGGGGUGGGGAAAAGGGGGACCACAUGAUAUAAAGCAACACUUCCCCACUACAAGUACGUUAGUUAAUUUGCUCUGCUCAUGCUUAAAAUUCUGAAAGCGGCUGGGGAGAUCCCAGGAGUCCAUUAUCCCUACUUUGUUGUGAAUUAAAUCAGCGCUGAAGUGCUGCUUAUUUCAAUGUUAUUUUAACUCGUUGAUUCUCAAAUGCGGCUGACUUGCGAGAUGGAGAGUCCCCUGAGAAGGUGUGACAGUGGAUUUACUGAGGAGGAUCUCACAUCUAGGUCGUUAUCUAGUCUAGCAUGGGGCCUGAUUCUCCAUUCAUUUGUUUAACAUGGUGGUUUUUCCCUACUUGAGGGUCGUUAGGUUUUCUUUGAUCUUCUCUUUCUAUAAAUACAGAAUCACCCCUUCAAGUGUUUCUGGAAUAGUACACCUGUGCAUUGUACUGUUUGCUCCGACUCAGAGUACAGAAUGUUCGGCUAGACUGAAGGAAUGACUAAGGUGGAAUUACGUGAUGAUUCACUCUCAGUCCUUUUGAGUUCAGAGUCAACGAUUUCCAAUGACCAAAGGGAUUGAUUGAAGUAUGACACACAGGAGAUUGUACCGGUAUAGUGUAUUGUCUCUCAGCCCAAUGUGGUUAUGGUCAUCUCUUCCUCUCCAGUUCCACCGUACAUCCAGCCCUUUGCAUUCCAGCGGUUCUCCAUUGGUCAGCGCGUCUUCAUCCCCUGCGUGGUAAUGUCAGGUGACCAGCCCCUGGACAUCACCUGGCAGAAGGACGGGCGGCCAAUCCCUGCCAGUCUGGGGGUCACCAUUGACAACAUAGAGUUCACCAGCUCGCUGCGGAUCUCCAACCUGUCCCCAGACCACAACGGAAACUACACCUGCAUCGCACGCAACGAGGCUGCAGCCGUUGAGCACCAGAGUCAGCUCAUUGUCAGGGGUGAGAGGAGGCUAACACAUUGUUCCUCUGUCUCUGUCACUGCUUCUAGAUGUAUCUCUCUUAGGCUCCGUCCUCUCACUCCCUAACUCUUACUGUCUUUCUUUCUCUCUCUGUUUCUUUCUCUGCUCCUCUCUCUUUGCUUCUCAUCUGUCUUUAUACUGUGUAUUUCUCUCCACUGCACUCUUUUUCUCAAUCUUAAUCUCUCUCCUACUAUCUUUCUGUCUCAGAAGUACUAGUAAGUCAGUCUGUGUGUGGUUCCCUCUGCUCCUCCAGUUCCUCCCCAGUUUGUGGUGCAGCCCACAGACCAGGAUGGGAUUUAUGGCAAAACUGUGACCCUCAACUGCUCUGCUGAGGGUUAUCCACGCCCCACCCUCGUAUGGAAGCACUCCAAAGGUAAACAGAUACGGAAAUCAAGCAUCAGAAGACUGUCGGUAGCAUUAAUGAAAUGGUUAUACAAACGUAUUAAUGGACAUUGUUUAGGGAUGUAACGGCAGCUGUUUUGGAGGGAGUAACUGUAGUUGUAGUUGAAGGCAUAUGGGUAUUAUCUGUUUCAUCCAUAGCCCAUGUAUGAUGUGGUUCAACAACUGCAGGUGUACACACACACUUUCACAGGUCGCAGGUGUACAGCCACUGUGGGUUGUGAGGUGGGGGAGCUACCAGUGAGGCGUGAGAGAGAAGGUGAACAAAGUGGCACAGCACUUGACCUGGAUAGCUGAAGAGGGGACCCAGGUGUUUGCUGCUUCAUCCAUAACCAGGGAUGAAAGCUUCCCCCAAUGGAGAGACAACAACCAAUCCAACCAAUGCGGUAGCGUGGGGGGCAGUGUGAGGGGCAUCAAAGGCAUUGGUCAGGGCCAGACACAGCAGCCAGGCUUUGAUGGGAUUUGUUUGUGACUUGGGCUCCCUGGGACCAAGAGAAGAUUGGGUUUGAUUUGAGAGAGACGCUCCUCAAUGUCUUAGACCCCCUGGCUGAUUAAUAAGGUCUGACAGAACCUUGGUCCUUCGCCACGGCGAUGGCAGAGUGAAGACUCAGCCAGCACCUUUAUCUGAGAUUUACCUCUAAUUUGUAAGUGCAGGUGUCUGUGUUGCUGUAUGUUGUGGCACUGGAGAUGUUUUUUAUUCUCCCAGUCAGGUGCUAGCGGAGCAGAGCCACAGAGAGAUAGAACAGUGAAGAAGGAAAGGUCAGCUGGUAUUAGCAUAACUGCUAUGCAAAAUCCAUCAUUCAAGAGCACGUCUCUCUCUCUCUCUCUUUCUCUCUCUCUCUUUCUCUCUCUUUCUCUCUCUCUUUCUUUCUCUCUCGCUCUCUCUCUGUCUCUCAUCUACAAGGCAGCAGAGUGGAAAUAGUACUGCCACUUGACCCCUCGCUAACCAGAAGCACUUGAUUGCAUUUUUAAUUAAGGACCAAAACCCACAGCUCACUGAAUGUCCUUAUCUUUACACGCUAACUUUAGCGCAUGCUAAUAUCUGGCCCAGUUCAGACAUACGUUUAAUACUCUAUGAGCGAGCCUGGAUGUGUUGCUGUUACUGUAACAUAGGUAGACCACUUACAGCUCUGAGUGGAUUUCCAUUCCCAGGCAACUCGUUGACCUGAACAUUUUCAGCAUUAGACAUUUCCUACACUACUGAAGUAAUUUAGACCUUUUUGAAUGAGACUGUCCAACAUUACCAGAAACAUGGAUGAUUAUAGAACAUAUAUUUGUUCCCUGAUAUGUGAAAAGUAUAAUGCUGUAUGCUAGUAUGCUGAAGUAUACUUCACCAACAGAGAGAUGUGCCCAACAAUUGAAGAAUAUUUGACCUACAAAAGCAUUUACAUACUAAUACUAAUAUUUGUGUUUCAACAAGACAAAACCGAUGCUUUGGGGAUUAGGUUUUAUUUACCCAAAAAUAUAUGUACAAUUAAUGUUUCAGUCUUUGAUGUUCAGAUUUGUAAAUGUAAAUGCUUACAAGUACAGUGUUGUUCACAAGAUACCAAACAUGGCUUACAGACAGCAAAUCCUGAGAGUCAGUGAAUAGAUAAAUCCUCACAUGUAAAAACAAAGGAAAAUAAAAGUUAUUUGCUGUGUAAAGGAAACUGCUCUGCAUUUCAUUGGCUGAUUCCUUUGUUGGCUGACACAUUGCAGUCUUGUUGUUUUCUUCCUCCGCAAUCUGCUCUGGUGUUGAACAUGGGCACCAUCUCUUUAAUGAUUACCUCAUUUUAGUGGCUACGUUCUCCAUAACAGCUGCUGAGGUUUAGGGGCAGCGUUAAGAUGCAUGUUUACUGUCCUUAAAUCCCUAAAGCUUUGUCACUGAAGCGUUACACACACUGUACAAGUCGAAUAAGGAUGCGCAUCUGUAAAUAGUCUGUACUUUUGAGCAUUAAAAACAAAAACAGUAGUAGCUUUGAGUUUAAAUUAGUAAGAGCAAAUUGUAGAACACCACCCCCAUGUGCUAUUAACCUGACAUUGCUUAUGCCAAAAAUACAAUGGUUCCGAUUUAAGGAUUAGAGUAUGUUGUAGACUUACAGGUCCUUUACAAAUACGUUCAAAAUGUUUAUGAUGGGGAUUUUUGAAAGGUGCUAAACGUGACUCAUGGCCCCGUCCCUCCUGUCUCCUCCCCAGGUAACGGGGUUCCCCAGUUCCAGUCCAUCGCCCUGAACUCUGGCUCCCGUAUCCAGCUGCUGGUCAACGGCUCUCUGCUCAUCAAACACGUGCUGGAGGAGGACAGCGGCUACUACCUGUGUAAGGUCAGCAACGAUGUGGGAGCUGACGUCAGCAAGUCCAUGUACCUCACCGUCAAAAGUAAGACUCCAAAACCACUGUAACGUUUCUUUAUGACUCCUUAUUAGAUUAACUCUGUUUGGGGGGGGGGGGGGGGGGGGGGGUGUAUGUGGUGUGUAUGUGGUGUGUGUGUGUAACCGGGUGUUUUUAUGUUUAGCAGCUAAGGACUUAUGUCCCCUCCAUUACACGCUGAACUCUUCAUUCAAGCGGAGUCUGCCAUGUGGAAAAGAGCUCCACUGUGCUCUCUCUUUCUCUGGCCUGCUCUCUCUUUCUCUGGCCUGCUCUCUCUUUCUCUGGCCUGCUCUCUCUUUCUCUGGCCUGCUUUCUCUAUCUCACUCUUUCUCGUUCUCUCUCUCUCUCUCUCUCUCUCUCUCUCUCUCUCUCUCUGUCUGUCUGUCUUUCUGAUAAUUAUACUGUUGCCCUACUUGUCCUACAUCGCAUUUGAAAUGACAUAUAGCACCUUCAUAAGGUCACCAGUAUGCCAUCUCUCAAUCUGUAUUUCCCUGAAGUCACAGAAAUGUCUUGUACCACCCUAUAUGUUAUCUUCUGGUAUCAGCCCUGUCCCUGGCUGCGUAUUGAUUUGUAUUACAGUGUUCUCCUAUAGCCUUGUAGACAUCAUGUGUAACUCACAAGGGGGAGAGGGCCUUCCUUGCCAGGUAUAUUUAAAUCAGUACCAGCAGCAGCCUAAUGUAACUGUAGCAUCACUAAUCACUUUCUGGUUAUAAAACCAACCUGAGACAGAACCAAGGCCUGGGCCAUGGUCAUUGCUCAGAUGGCCUAUAGGCAGGCUACUGUAGUAACUGUACAUUGAAUCAUCACACAGUUGAAACAGAUACAGUCUGAGUAAUGAGUCAUGACAUACUGAAACAAGGACAUGACAUGGUUUUAUAUUGGAGUCCAGACAGUUUGUGGUGUGUGUCUCUCUGCUGUGUUGAUUGGUUUGGCUGCAGCAUGUGGAGUAUGUUAAUGACCGGGUCACCAGUCUCCUGGCACUGCCAGUCUGGCUUCGCUGUGUGGGGGAAGUAUUAUCAUUUGAUGGUGCACAGAUUUGAGUAGAGCUUAUUUUCUGUUGCUGUUCUUAUCAAGCUGUUGCAGGCUGUUGCAGGCUGUCAAGCUGUUGCAGUAUUAUCUAUGCAUAGUCACUUUAACUCUACCCACAUGUACAUCUUACCUCAAAUACCUUGACUAACCUGUGCCCCCACACAUUGACUCUGUACCGGUACCCCCUGUAUACAGCCUCCCUACUUUUAUUUUACUGCUGCUCUUUAAUUAUUUUUUAGUUUUUAGUUAUCAAUUUUUUACUUAACACUUAUUUUCUUAAAACUGCAUUGUUGGUUAAGGGCUUGUAAGUAAGCAUUUCACUGUAAGGUCUACACCUGUUGUAUUUGGCGCAUGUGACAAAUAAAAUUUGAUUUGAUUUGAUCAGUAACCAUACAUAUUUACAUUUACAUUUACAUUUUAGUCAUUUAGCAGACGCUCUUAUCCAGAGCGACUUACAGGAGCAAUUAGGGUUAAGUGCCUUGCUUAAGGGCACAUCGACAGAUUUUUCACCUAGUCGGCUCGGGGAUUACAACCAGCGACCUUUCGGUUACUGGCACAACGCUCUUACCCACUAAGCUACAUACACAUAGACGUGCACCAUCAAUACACACAGACGUGCACAGACUCUUAAGAUCCAUUCCAUACCUUUGCAUUUCAUAUACUUACUCUGAUUUGUGCAAACAAGCAUGAACAAUCUAUUUAGACAGACAGAGUCUCUGAUCAUGGUGUGGCUAAGACACUGAGAAUAUGCAACAGACAGUGGCUGUAUGCUAGCCAGCAUGGCUACGAUGCCCUGGCCUACCCCACCCAGUGUACUGUACAGUAUGAGCUUGUCAUUGUUCAUGAGGCUAACAUGGAAGUGCUUAUAUAGCACUCUGUGUUUCCAUCAGUACAUUAGCUCACUGGAGGCCAUGGUUGCCAUGCAGCGGCUGGACCUGUGGUGACACUGACUCUCAGCCCUCCUAGAGACAGCACAUUUACACAGCCAAUCAGCAACUGGCCGGGCCCAGGCACCAUUCAUUUUUUCACAUUAGCACACAGGUCAUUGGUCAGCAUGCCAGAAACAGUAGCUAUGCAGUUGGUUAAUGCCUAAUUAUCACUGACAGACAGUUGGCUGUACACCGUAGCCAGGCCCAACAACAGCAAGAUGCUUCCAGACACAAGAAAGUAUCUUCCUCUCCUCUCUGCCUUCUUUUCCCAGGAGGUAUUUUUCUCCUGUUGUCAUCUCAGCGUUCUGUGGCAGUGUGGUGGUGAGUGAAUGUGAGAGAGUAAUUGUGCAGGAGAACAGGGCAUUAGGGUGGCUCCACUCAAGCAGUCAUCCCUGUAGUGUAUGGCCUGUGAGAAGAACGCUGGGCCGGCCUGAGGAUUGUUUGUGUGUGUGUGUGUGUGUGUGUGUGCGUGUGUACUGUAAAUCUGCGUGUGUGAGUGUAUUGUAGGCUAUAUGCAUUUAAUUGUGUGUGUGUGUGUGUGUGUUGUUGGGAGGUAUGGCUCAGUGAGGCAUUGCGUGGCGUGGUGGCCUACUUUCCCAGGAUGCCCGGCGAGGAUAGGAGAUGAUGAAAUGAGGGUUGAAGCGUAUUAUCCUCACACAGCGCCGUCGCCCCAGCCUCAGCCCCAGAUCAGCCUCCGCCAUGACACUGAGACCAGCAUGCCCCAGGAAACACGAUAUCAUUGGGAAUGUACAGGGGGAGGAGGGGAGAGCAAGAGAUUUGCUUUUAAUGUAUCAGUCUCAUAGCGUUUCAUAGCGUACCCUAAGUGUGUGUAUGUGUGAGCUGGCUACAUUGUACUGUACUGUAGGUCAGGAUGGAGGAGUUAGGUGGAGAGCUCCUUAUCACCAGAUUCAGUAAGUCUUCAAAAGCUUAAUCAAGAAGAUGGAGGGAGAUUUAGUGCUGUUACAGUAACACUAAUUGUAAAGGGUACCCACUGUGUCUCUGUGUAGCAUACUGUAUAGAUUCCCUACUUUAUAGAUUCCUGCUCAUUCUCUCCUAUAGCCUACUCUCAUUUCCUGUUUAGUUUUACUCAAAUCUCUCAAGACUAUUUUAAGUUAAUGAUGAUCGACAUCUUGGAGAGGGGAAAAUUCUUAUUAUCCAAAAAGCCCAGAGUUGUGAUGUCUUUGGGGCUUUUGUUAGUGGUAUCCAUGUUGCUACUGGGGGGUUGGAAGCUGUCAUUACAUGAUGGUACAGCUGUACUCUUGUCACUCAUCAUAAUAUCACAUUUCAUGCCUUAUAACCCCUGAACUGUGCACUCAAGAUGCUUUCUGUAAAAGUGUACUUAUUCGCUUGAGUGGAUUGAAAAGGAAGACCAUUAGUGUUUCAGUAUGCACUGCUGCCUGCCACCCCUCUCCUAACUAUCCUGUGUGUGUGUGUGUGCAUGUGUGCAUGCGUGUGUGUGUCAAUGGCCGCUGAAGCUCUUUAGUGCGUUUCUGCUUCAUUUAAACCUGUCAAUACUUCAGUUAGAGACAGACUAAGUAAGGGCACAGGGGAACAGCUAUUUGCAUGUGGUGUUCCUUAUUUUCAGUCCCUCUCUUCUACAGAGAAGGGGUACAGAUCAAAAGAUAACACGAUUUUACUCAUGCUGUGCAGAUAACACAUUUUCCUCAAAGUGUGUACACAUUAGCCAACUAGAAAUCCUGCAGUAAGAUGUUUUCAUUUUAUUUGAUAUACCAAUGUUUUUUGGAUUUCCCUUUACCAAAAUUAAACUCUAUAAUGGUCUGUUCAUCAUGCACAAUUUCAAGACUGGCAUUUAUUGCAAGUCACACCUUUUAAUAAUGCUACUGGAUGAUUGUAUACUUAGUCAGUUGUAGUGCAUCUCCAUCCAAGAUGGCAACCUCCCCCUCAGUCUCCCUCUGCCACUGACACACAGCCAGCCCUGACUGGGAUCUGACAGACAGAUAGGAAUAGAAACCUCCUCCCUCUCUCUGUCUCACUCGCUCUCUCUCUCUUUCUCUCUCUCUCUCUCUCUCUCUCUCUCUCUCUCUCUCUCUCUCUCUCUCUCUCUCUCUCUCUCUCUCUCUCUCUCUCUCUCUCUCUCUCACUCACUCACUCACUCACUCUCUCCCCUUACCAGGCUCUGUAACAUCACUGGAUAUUAAAAAGUAUACAUCAACCAAGCAAUUAUGGGCUAUCAAAAAUAAUAAGGGUAGCCUGGGGGGCUACUGAGGGCUGUGUGGUGAAUGUAGCAAGGAGUCUGGCUGAGAGUAGACUUUUGUUGUCUCCACAACCUUCUUUAACAAGUCUCAGGUUGUUGUGAGGAUGUUUUAAGUUGGAGAACACCUUGAGCUGCCUGUUUGUUCUCGGUCAUCUUUGACACCUGAGGCCUUUACUGUAGCAGUAUUGGGAGUGUCACAGCAAACUGAGUAUGACGCCAUGACAGCACAGAGCAGACAGUCUCUGUAGCUUUAACAGACAGCCACAGCAGACAUUUCCCUGCAAUUUAAUCAUGUGGAACUGUGCUGAUCACACAGUGGUGGAGCUGGGUUAUGUGCCAGAGCUACGCGUGUGAUAACAAUAGCAGAUCGUUUGCCUGUGUUGUUUGAAAGGCACGUCAGAACAAGGAUUCUUCUUUCCUCUGACUCCCCCCUCUUCCCUCCUCUCCUCAAAGGCGGAGCGCUCAUCAAUGCAUGCCCUCCGUCUCGCGGGGGCAGGAGUAAAAGAACAUCAGGCAGGUCUCCUGCUGACGCCGCCCGCCACGGCACUGCCUGCUGCCUCAGAUGUACGGAGAAACUACCCCUGUUAAGGAGCAAUAACAUUUAGAGAAGGGCUGAGGAGGAUUUUUUAAUGUGCCUCACUUAAAAUUCAUAGUUGUCACGCUAAAUAAAUCAGCGUUCUUUGGCAUAGCUUGAGAGUGAAUAAGAGAUGAGGCUUAAACGUUGGCAGACCUUAGUCUGACACAUUCAAUUAUGUCAGAGAGGGGCUUUCAGCUAGCGGAGCCGCACCCCCUCCUACACACACACACACACCCCUCUGCACGAGAACCUCAAAUGGGGCGGUGCACUCAGAGAGAGAGAGAGAGAACGAAGGAGAUGGAGAGAGUGUGUCACCUGGGAUUAUGUGUGGUUUGUUUUUGCUGCAUGUGUUUCUCUGUUUUUCUGAAUUUGUGUGGGGGUGUGUGUGUGUGUGUGUUCUGUGUAUGAGUGUUGCCUUCUUGUGUUGGUGUGUGACUGUGUGUGUAGAAGGCAGCGGAGAGGUCGAGGCUCUGAAUGUGUGUGUGUGGAGAGGUAGUGAGACAGCAGUGGGGCCAGAGGAGUAGUCUUGUCUGCUGUGUAUGAAUAAUCAAAGUGGGCUCUCAUCAUUAAAUCAUAGCCGUCCUGGUGGGAUAGGAGAGAGAGGAGAGAGAUCACAGUUACACUGCUGCAGGGGAACAUGCUCUCAGACAGUGUUUCUGAGACGUGUCACGAGUCCUCUCUGCUCGUACUACCCACUUAGCUCCUGGAGAAACAACUCCUUUUACACACACACACACUCAUGCACAGAGACAGACAGAGGAGAAUGGCUACAGCACCAGCCUCCAGACUUAUCCCAUUGUCUAAGCCAGUAGGAUGUACUGUAUGUAUGAUCUUGUUAAACACGUACAGUAGACAUACCGUAUGUACAUACACAUUCAUAUACAGUACAUUAUUUUGUCUGCCUUGAAGUCCAUUCCUCUCUGAAACAUCAGCAACAGUAUGUGCAGCAUUUGUAACAUAUAUCAAUACAGCAGGUUGUAUCAUUAAGGCUUUCAAGGUAACUGUGAUAUACACAUACCUAUGUGAGACAGUACAGGACUUUGUUGUGUUUGUGUGUGUACAGUAGUAUAGGACAGCAGUUUAUAGCUGGACUGGGGUAUUUCCCCAAAUAUACACACACACACACACACACACACACACACACACACACACACACACACACACACACACAGAGCCGCUGCUAAUGAGCGUGGUGUGCUGUAACGCCAGACGAGCUCUACACACACAGCGGGGAGUUCAGACUAGUCACAGCUUUCCUCCGCUCUGUAGCACUCUGUCUCUGUCUGAGACUCUCUGCCUCAGUAACAACAUGUAAACAGUUGCUGUCUGUAUCAAAGAUGCUGUAGCAGAGACAAUAUUGCUUACCUGAAGGCCUGUUUUUGAACCAUUAGUAUUCAAUGUAUUGUGGGAAUCAGGGCGAUCUAAAUAGGAGUUCAUGCUUCUCCAUUGUUGACUGUUGUCAGCCAGGAUGUUGGGAAUUAGGCUUUAGGGUGGCAGAGGCAAGUCUGUGAACUUAUAGAGAAUUGUUAAAGGAGAAUGUAUGAGCCUCUGUUGAGUUACAUAAAGUUCCAACUUCUGCGUCACUCUCUCUCUUUCUCUCUUCUCCCCCUUUCUCUCAGUCCCGGCCAUGAUCACGUCAUACCCCAACACCACCAUGGCCACGGUGGGCCAGCAGAAGGAGAUGAGCUGCACGGCCCACGGGGAGAAGCCCAUCAUGGUACGCUGGGAGAAGGAGGAACGCAUCAUCAACCCAGAGACCAGCCGCUACACCGUCGUGGUCAAAGAGGUGGCUGACGAGGUCAUCUCCACUCUGAAGGUGCGCUGGGGGCCUGGGGCCUCCACCUCAAAAGGGGAUGAUGUAUAUUGUUGUUUAUACUGAGCUGAUAUUAGUGUAGUACGCUCUUGUCACGACUUCCGCCGAGGCUGCCCCCCCUCCUGGUUCGGGCAGGCUUCGGCAUUCGUCGUCACCGGAGUACUAGCUACUGCUGAUCCCAUUCUCAUCACUCCACUUGUCAUGUCUUGUCAAUCACACACACCUGGUGCUCAUUCCCCUAAUUAGUAUGUGUAUAAGUGUUCCCUCUGUUCCCCUUGUCUUUGUGAGUGAUUGUUUUGUUGUGAGAGCGUGUAGCUCGGUUGAGCUACAUUUCACUGUGUUAUUGCCAAGGUGGAUGUUUUCCCUUGUACAGUUUUGUUUGACGCUUGGGAGCGUUUGAUUUAUGCAAACUGAUUAAACUCUGGACUUCGGUAUUUUACCUCCUGCGCCUGACUCCUUCUUUCACACCUCGUCACAGAAUCACUCACCUGAUCUGAUAUGGAGUCAGCAGGAGAAGACUGCAUGCCUGGAGUUGUGGCAAGGAUCCAGGAGCAUUCCUCAAUGUUGGCCAGCUUGGGGGAAGCGAUGGAUCGGGUUCUUCAGGUGGUAGAACACCUGGAGAUGAGAGGAUCCGAUCUAUCGAGACCAGCUGGUCAACCGGAUCCAGCCACCUACACCCCAGCCCCUGGAGGGAUCCAGAUAUCCAGGCCACCGGCGUUUGACGGGACUGCAGCGCGAUGUAAGGGAUUCCUACUCCAACUGAAGUUGUAUUUCUCCAGCAUCAGGCUGAGCCCCGGGAGCAGGAGAAGGUAUCCGUCCUCGUUUCCUGCCUUUGUGGGAGAGCCCUGGAGUGGGCCAACGCGGUAUGGAACGAGGGAGGUACCAUGUUGGAGAACUACAGGGAGUUUGCUCGCCUCUUUCGGGCCGUUUUUGAUCACACGCCUGAGGGUCGAGAGGCGGGCGAACGACUGGUUCAUCUAAGGCAGGGGAUGAGGACCGCUCAGGACUACGCACUGGAGUUCCGGACGCUGGCAGCGGGGUCCGGGUGGAACAAGCGGGCCCUGAUAGACCAUUUCCGGUGCCACCUAAGGGAGGACGUCCGAUGGGAGCUAGCCUGCCGGGAUGCCAUGCUAUCGUUCUCCCAACAGGUGGACAUGGCCAUCCGGCUGGACAAUCUGCUAGCAGCCAGAGGACGUCCUGGUAGGGGUCUGCCCGUUCCCACUCCGGACGACUCUGACCCCGAGCAGAUGGAGCUGGGGGGAGCUGCCGGUCGAGAGAGCGCAGGAGGACAGCGACAGUGCCACUCUGGUGGCACGAAGGGACAAUCCACCUCACGUCGCAGUCAACGUUCUUUGGGGUCUGGAGGCGGUAGGCAGGGUACUCACGCAUCACCCCAUGUAACGAACACCCAAACGUGUUCAGAGCCCUUUGCGGUGCACUGUACUUUAUCUAUCUCCUUUCCAGAUCACUUGGUAGGUUCCCAGUGUAAGGCGCUAGUCGAUUCAGGUGCAGCUGGGAAUUUUAUUGACAGGGCAUUUGCACACUGUCAAGGCAUUUCAUUGGUUCCCCUAACCAUUCCACUCCCCAUCAGAGCACUAGAUAGUUGACCAUUAGGGUCCGGGUUGGUUAAGGAAGUUACUGUACCAGUCACCAUGAUUACGCAGGAGACACAUGUUGAGCAGGUCACCUUUAUGAUUAUUGAGUCUCCUGCUUACCCUGUAGUCUUGGGUAUCCCGUGGUUAGCCCUUCACAAUCCCAAUUUCUCAUGGCCGCAGAGGGUUAUUACAGGGUGUUGGCGUGAGUGUCCGGGUAGGUGUCUAGGUGUCUCCGUUGGUGUGCGACCACAGUGGAAAGUCCAGACGAUACCCCCACCGUGCGCAUUCCCCCCCGAAUACCAUGAUCUGGCGCUCGCGUUUUCCAAGAUGCAAGUGACUAAAUUACCACCUCAUCGGGAGGGGGAUUGCAUGAUAAACCUUCGGGUAGACACUGUACCUCCCAUGGGUAUCCCCUGUCGCAGGCUGAAACGGAAGCUAUGGAAAUAUACGUCACCGAGUCCCUGCGCCAGGGGUAUAUACGUCCCUCCACUUCACCUGCCUCCUCGAGUUCCUUCUUUGUGAAGAAGAAAGAUGGCGGUUUACGCCCGUGCAUUGAUUAUCGACCACUGAAUAAUGUGACGGUACGAUUUAGUUAUCCUCUUCCCCUCAUUCCUUCAGUGAUUGAGUCAAUGCAUGGGGCCCGUUUUUUCACCAAAUUAGACCUCAGGAGUGCCUACAACCUGGUGCGUAUUCGGAAGGGGAUGAGUGGAAAACAGCAUUCAGCACAACCUCGGGCAUUAUGAAUACCUGGUGAUGCCCUACGGUUUGAUGAAUGCUCCAUCUGUUUUCCAGUCCUUUGUGAACGAGGUGUUUCGGGACAUGCUUGGUCGUGGUGUGGUGGUCUACAUCGAUGACAUCCUGGUGUAUUCCGCUACGCGAGCCGUGCAUGUGUCCCUGGUUCGCAAAGUACUGGUCCGACUGCUGGAAAAUGAUCUUCAUGCCAAGGCAGAGAAGUGUGAUUUUUUCCAGCAGUUAAAUAUCCUUCUUCGGAUAUCGCAUUGCCACCACAGGUGUGGAGAUGGAGGGAGACCGCAUUGCAGCCAUGCGUAAUUGGCAGACUCCAACCACGGUAAAGGAGGUGCAGCGCUUCCUUGGCUUUGCCAACUACUAUCGAAGGUUUAUUCGGGGUUUUGGCAAGGUCGCAGCUCCCAUUACCUCCUUGUUGAAGGAUGGGCCGGCCCGGCUCCGCUGGUCUGCUGAGGCUGAUUUGGCAUUCAGUAGAUUGCGGGGUCUGUUCACCUCAGCCCCGGUACUGGCUCACCCCGAUCUAUCACUACCGUUUGUAGUGGAGGUGGAUGCAUCCGAGGUAGGGAUAGGAGCUGUCUUAUCCCAACGCUCAGGCACGCCACCCAAGCUCUGCCCCUGUGCCUUCUUUUCGAAGAAGCUCAUCUCGGCGGAGCAGAACUACGGCGUUGGUGAUCGGGAGCUGAUGGCUGUUGUCUGAGCUUUGACGGUGUGGAGACAUUGGCUCGAAGGGCCGAAACACCCUUUCCUCGUAUGGACAGACCACCGUAACCUGGAGUACAUUCGGCCAGCGAGGAGGCUGAAUCCUCUCCAGGCCAGGUGGGCCCUCUUCUUCACCCGGUUUGAUUUCACACUCUCAUACAUUCCGGGUAUGAAGAACAUGAAGGCAGACGCACUGUCUCGGCUGUAUGACACAGAGGAGAGGCCCAGAGACAACACCCCCAUACUCCCGGCCUCAUGCAUUGUGGCUCCGGUAGUAUGGUCGAUGGACGCAGAUAUAGUGCAGGCAUUACGCACAGAUCCAUCUCCACCGCAGUGUCCAGCUGGGCUGCAGUAUGUACCUGCGCUUACCCGUGAUCGUCUGAUCUACUGGGCACACACGUCAUCCUCCUCUGGUCAUCCAGGUAUCGGUCGUACAAUGUGCUGCCUGACCGAGAAGUACUGGUGGCCUACCUUGGCUAAGGACAUGAGGGUGUAUGUUUCCUCAUGCUCAGUGUGCGCUCAGAGUAAGGCACCUAGGCACCUAGGCACCUCCCAGCGGGUAAGCUACAACCUUUACCAGUUCCACAACGACCAUGGUCUCACCUGAGUAUUGAUUUUCUCACUGAUCUUCCCCCCUCCCAAAGUAACACCACGAUCCUGGUCCUGGUUUUCAAAGUCCUGCCGCCUCCUUCCUCUGCCCGGUCUCCCCACGGCCCUACAAACUGCGGAGGCUCUGUUUACUCACGUCUUCCGGCCCUACGGGGUACUAGAGGAUAUAGUGUCCGACCGAGGUCCCCAGUUCACGUCUAGAGUCUGGAAGGCGUUCAUGGAACGUCUGGGGGUCUCAGUCAGCCUGACCUCUGGUUUUCACCCCGAGAGCAAUGGGAAGGUGGAAAGGGGGAAUCAAGAUGUGGGUAGGUUCCUGCGGACCUGCUGUCAGGACCGGCCGGGGGAGUGGUCGGUGUUCCUGCCAUGGGCAGAAUAUGCUCAGAACUCUCUCCUCCACUCCUCCACUAACCUUCCAAUGUGUUUUGGGGUACCAAUCGGUCCUGGCACUGUGUCACCAGAGCCAGACCGAGACUCCCGUGGUGGAUGACUGGUUUCGGCGCGCGGAGGAGACUUGGGAUGCUGCCCACGUUCGCCUCCAGCGCACCGUGUGUCGUCAGAAGGCCAACUCUGACCGCCACCGCAGGGAGGCCCCGGUGUUCAUACCGGGGGAUCGGGUCUGGCUCUCGACCCGGAAUCUGCCCCUCCGCCUGCCCUGCCGGAAGCUGAGCCUGCGGUUCGUGGGGCCAUUUAAAGUCCUGAGGAGAAUAAACGAUGUGACAUACAGGUUGUUACUCCCCCCUGAUUACCGUAUUAACCUUCGUUUCAUGUGUCUCUCCUCAGGCCGGUGGUAGCUGCUCCGCUCCAGGAGUCUGAGGUACGGGAGGUUCCUCCACCUCCUCUGGACAUUGAGGGGGCCCCGGCGUACUCGGUUCAUUCCAUCCUGGAUUCGAGGCGGCCUUCAGUAUCUCGUGGAGUGGGAGGGGUACGGUUCGGAGGAACGGUGCUGGGAUCCUCGAUCCCUCCCUGUUGAGGGAUUUCCACCGUCGCCAUCCGACUCGCCCUGCUCCGCGUCCUCCUGGCCGUCCCCGAGGCCGGGGUCGACGCACUGCUGGAGCCGCGCGUCGGCGGGGGGGGUACUGUCACGACUUCCGCCGAGGCUGCCCCCCCUCCUGGUUCGGGCAGGCUUCGGCGUUCGUCGCCACCGGAGUACUAGCUACUGCCGAUCCCAUUCUCAUCACUCCACUUGUCAUGUCUUGUCAAUCACACACACCUGGUGCUCAUUCCCCUAAUUAGUAUGUGUAUAAGUGUUCCCUCUGUUCCCCUUGUCUUUGUGAGUGAUUGUUUUGUUGUGAGAGCGUGUAGCUCGGUUGAGCUACAUUUCACUGUGUUAUUGCCAAGGUGGAUGUUUUCCCUUGUACAGUUUCGUUUGACGCUUGGGGCGUUUGAUUUAUGCAAACGGAUUAAACUCUGGACUUUGGUAUUUUACCUCCUGCGCCUGACUCCUUCUUUCACACCUCGUCACAGCUCUCAAUAUAGCAUGAAUAAUUAUAGUAGCCUUUGUACAUGCAGUGAUUGACGUUGGACAUUUUGUGUAGCCUAUAAAAUAACCAGAGGUUAUGAUCAGUUGAAUACUGUUAUGGUGCAUUAUGGUGAUGUUUCCUGGUUAAAAACUACGUUGACCUCUCCUCAGAUUUUGCCAACUGUUCGGGAAGAUUCUGGAUUCUUUUCCUGCCAUGCCAUUAACUCCUAUGGUGAAGACAGGGGCAUCAUUCAGUUAACAGUGCAAGGUAAACCCCUGGCUUCAGCUCAAGCAUGUUAAGCUGUUUCUCCAUAGUGGUACCUUUUUGUUGCUACUGUAAGUUUUUCCUGACCACAUGAGCCAAUAUCUCUGAGCCCUAGUUAACUUGAGCCUGCAGGUUGUUUUCUCCUGGUCAGGUCAACUAAGUGAACAGGUAAACCUAUGUAUCUAAUCUCUGUGUGUGGUGUUUAACCCUUUUAGAACCUCCGGACCCUCCCGAGGUGGAGAUCCGAGAGGUCAGAGACCGGACAAUCGCCCUCCGCUGGACCAUGGGCUUCGACGGAAACAGCCCUAUCACAGGAUAUGACAUUGAGUGCAAGAACAAAUCAGGUAGGGCUGGCAUAUAGGCCUAUGGAAUAACAUGAGAAAUCCAUAUGAAAUUGCAUACGACAUAGUUAUAACUAAAUCUGUUUCUGCAUUAUCUAACUUGUUUAUUGUUGGUUGUCAUGUCAUACAGAGAUGCUAAUAGGUUAAUUGUGUUUUCCCCCCUAGCCUCGUGGAAUUCAGCCCAGAUAACCAAAGACGUGUCCCCCCAGCUGAACCAGGCCACCAUCAUAGACCUGCACCCAUCCUCCACCUACAACAUACGCAUAUUCGCGAAGAACAACAUUGGCAAGAGCGACACCAGCAACGAGCUCACCAUCACCACUGACGAAGCAGGUCAGCCCACACAGAUCUCUCCUUCACUGGGUCAAAACAUAAUGUAGUUAUGUUCCAAACCAGGUUGACACAUGUUCUGUUUGUCUUCAGAUUUUAGCCAUGGAUAUGUAUUUUUUUUUUGUAAUAUUCCCUAGAAUACAGUAAAGGUCAAUCUCUCAUUCAUAACAGAGCAAAGGGUUUUCUAGCGCUGUAGCGCCAUCUAGUGAGAUAUUUCCUAAAUAUAAUGAAUGUCUGAUUAUAAACAUGAUUCAAAAAGCCCUUUUACCAUUGAACAUUUUUUUCACAGUUCCGGUCUACUUAAGGGGUGGCUCUCCCAUAGGCACCAAAGCGAUAGCAGCUGGGUCUAGUCUACUUAAUUCAUUCGCCACACACCAACCAGAAAAAAGUAUUGCUUUCUCUAUCGUCUCUGCCUCAUUCAACUGACUCUCUCAUAAGAGUAUUUUGUGUUAAUAUUACACAUCUGUUCUAUAGCCCCCGAUGGUCCUCCACAGGAAGUACAACUGGAGGCCACCUCUCCACAAAGCAUCAAAGUCACCUGGAAGGUACUGUGUCUUCAUGGAGUUAAACAGAGCUAUUUUCCUGUUUCUAUCUGUGUCUACAGUUUGAUCCUAUUUAUCAUGGACAUACAUCCCACUGGGCACACACUGGUUUAAUCAACAUCAUUUCAAUGAAAUUACGUUGAACCAAUGUGGAAAAGACGUUGAAUAAACAUCUGUGCCCAGUGGGAUAGAGCUAGUUUCCUGUUUCUAUCUUUGUCUAUGUACAGUCUGAUCCUAUGAUAUGACAUUUACGUCAUUUAGCAGACGCUCUUAUUCAGUGCAUACAUUUUCAUACUGGCCCCCUGUGGGAAUCGAACCCACAACCCAGGCGUUGCAAGCGCCAUGCUCUACCAACUGAGCUACAUGGGACCAAUAGUAAUGAAGAGCAUUUGACCAAACCUGUUACCCUAAUUAUAAGCAAAACAGGAUGGCAGCUUUUUAACACACUGUUGUUGCCCCCCCAUCCCUCAUCCUCCUCCUCAGGCCCCCCAUAAGCACCUUCAGAACGGGGUGAUCCGGGGCUACCAGGUGGGUUACAGAGAGUACAGCUCUGGAGGCAGCUUCCAGUUUAACAUCAUCAGCAUGGACACCACAGGGGACAGCAGCGAGAGCAUCACCCUGGACAACCUCAGGAAGUUCACUGAGUACGGAGUGGUUGUGCAGGCGGCUAACCGUGCUGGCACUGGGCCCUCCUCUCAGGAGGUCAUCACCAAAACAUUGGAGGAUGGUUAGUACGGAUCAGGGGGUUUAAGGAGUGGGGUAGGGUAGAGGUGGUUUAGUUUACCUCUUGAUAGCAUGAGAAUGUUGCACAGUGUGAAAAUUCACUGACGUAGGUAGACUACCAUCUUCUGGAUGAUUGCUGAAUUACCUCAAACCGAAAGAUUUGAAAUCACUAAUACAGUUAGAAGCCAGUAGGGGGAGAUAUUUCAGCCUAGUUUUAUCAUUGUCUGUACAUUUGUCUUAACUUCGUUUCCCCUCCUGUCCCUUAACAGUCCCCUCGCGUCCCCCUGAGAAUGUCCUGGCCAUGGCCAAGUCUCCAGAAGUCAUCUCUCUUUCCUGGUUGACCCUGCCUAAAGAGGCCCUCAACGGAAACCUGCAGGGCUACAGAGUCAUCUACUGGGCCAACCUGCCAGAUGGAGGUAGGGGCUUAUUAACACACACUCAGAACACACCAGCUAGCAGGCACUUAGCGGACCACUGGUGGUGUGAGCACUAUGAUCGGAGGUACCACAGGGCCAGAGUGGGCAGCACCCAGAGCUAACACCCUGCUCCUGCUCAGGCCCUGUGGAUGGGAUCCAGCCUGCAGCCUGCCGGGCCUCCAUCAAUAAUUUACAGGAUGCAGUAAGUCCCUGCUUCAGCUCUGUCUACAAGGACACUCAGUCAAGGACAGAGGAGACGCAGCAGACAGAGCACUACUGCCAGUAGUCAGUCAUUACAAUAUCACAGAUACUACCUCGGUCAAAAAUCACAGUAGCUUACUGUGUAUGAGCAUCGUCUUGUAUUUUAGUUUGCAGUGUGGUCUUACAGGGAGCAUGUUAUAGGUUUAUUGUGUUAUUGUGGUCACUGUAGUUCACACUGGAUCAUAGACUUGAUUUGACAUGGUGUGAGAGUGAGUGAUAAAAGGUUGUUUGUAACUGUUGUUACAUUGUCAGAGUUGGGAGAGAUCAGGAACGUGACCACCUCCUAUCCGUCUCUGGAGCUGGAUGGUCUGGAGAAAUACACCAACUACAGCAUCCAAGUGCUGGCCUUCACCCGGGCCGGGGACGGGGUGCGCAGCGAGCAGAUCUUCACCCGGACCAAGGAAGACGGUGAGAUACAAAUCCUGGCUUGAGAUACACUUGAGAUAGAUGUGGAUCGUUGCUUUCACAUUGACAUCAAAGCAUGAUUCCUGCAAAAGUUCAAGCUAUGCACGCAUACUUCAAGUCAGAUUUCAGUAAUAAAGCACUGUCUGCAAUGGGUUUCAAUGAGACCAUAUAAGCCCAUAUUCAAUGUUUCUAUUAAUACGUGCAGUAUAUAUGUAUGUUUAACAUUAUAUUUUCCCUCCUUCCUCCCACUAGUCCCUGGGCCUCCAGCGGGGGUUAAGGCUGCAGCCUCCACCAGCUCCGUGGUGUUUGUGUCCUGGCUCCCUCCUCUCAAACUCAACGGCAUCAUCAGGAAGUACAUCGUCUUCUGCUCCAACCUGCACCCCACGGUACGGAGCUGUAUUAUUAUUAACACAGCUCUCACAGCAUCCUUGAGCACUCAUUAUAACGCCGCCUCCAGUCCUGCCAUUCUGGGCUGUAUUAGAAAGUCCUGUAGGGAGAGAGAAUACUCUUGAAGAUUACUCCCCUGUUCAAGUUGUAUGAUAAAUGCACAGACGUGUAAACCCCUUCCCUUUCUCCCUCUCUCUCUCCAGGUGAUGAGUGAGUUUGAGGCUUCUCCUGAUGUAUAUUUCUACAGAGUGCCAAACCUGGCCCGCAACAGGAAGUACAGCAUCUGGGUGGUUGCCGUGACAGCCGCUGGGCGAGGCAACAGCAGUGAGACCAUCACAGUGGAACCUCUAGCCAAAGGUACCUAUUAAAAGUUGGGAAUCAAAACUAAUCAUGCUGAAGUACUGUAUUAUUGAUUGCAGUAUGGUGUUGAUGGUGUUGACAUCUAGGAUAUUGCUUGCGUUCUGUUAUUAUUAUUAAUUGUUUUCCAUUGGAAUAGAAUGGUACUGUCACAGUGAUGCAUGUAUAUAACCCCCAUAGCUCCUGCCAGGAUCCUGACGUUCAACGGAACGGUGACUACACCCUGGAUGAGGGACAUCGUUCUGCCCUGCAAGGCAGUCGGCGAUCCACCCCCCACUAUCAAGUGGCUGAAGGGAAAGUAAGUCAAGGCCAUAGAGAUGUAUAGAGAUCUCAACGUUGUAUCUGUGCCAUUAUGGCGUCUGUGACAGCAUUGACAGCGCCAUUGAGGCUAUCUCAAUUUUAAAGUAGUCCCAUUCUUUUUUUUUUUUGACGUUUGAAAAAAGUGUAAAGCUAAUAUUGGUGACUUACCGCCACCUGCAGUGCUGGAGUCUUGAACCAAAUAUUGUGUCUCAUUCAUUUAUUGUGGCCACUAGAUGGCGGUCAUAUAGCUUUAAGCCAUUUACAAACUAGGCAAACCAAUUUGAAGAAGACAAUGCUCUGAUCGUUGGCUUAUCGCUCCCAACCCAUAGGAAUCUCCACCCAGUUGACUACUUUAAAAUUAUGAAAGUCCUCAAUGGCAAUGUCCAUGCAAAACUGGGUAAUGAUCUCUAUACAUCUCUAUGGUCAACGCCCAUCUGUCACAUGAUUCAACACAUGCAGGAAUGUCAACAUUUUAAUCAUGUUUUUACUAUGAUCACAUACUGUACUGAACAUCAUCUGGUCAACUCUACCUCUCAACAGCAAUGGUACCCCUGACCCUGUUCUGAUUGACGGACGCCGCAGUGUCCAUAGCAACGGCAGCUUCAUCAUCCGGACGGUGAAAGCAGAGGACUCUGGGAACUACAGCUGCGUGGCCAGCAACAACUGGGGCUCUGAUGAAAUCACGCUCAACCUGCAGGUUCAAGGUAAGGAGAGAUGUAAAAGGGGAAUUGUCCAAAACUGUCCAAUACUAAUUGGUACUAACAUUUCAAAGGCCUUUCUACGUAGGUUAGCAGUAGCUCUUCUGAGGACACUUCGUGGCUAGUUUGAUGUAGCACAGAUGCUUUGUUGUCAUGGAUCUUGUUCUAAACAUAAUUCCUUUUGUUCUACAGUUCCUCCAGACCAGCCACGCCUCACAGUUACCAAGACAACCACCACGUCAAUCACUCUGUCCUGGAUACCUGGGGACAACGGAGGAAGCUCCAUCAGAGGUGAGUGACAUUAGGCCAUUUGGACACACCAGAGACACCUCUACAAGGCAUAGACCUCCUUUCCGACACCCCAGUGACACUUCAACAAGACAAAGAUCCCCAUUCAGACAUACUAACUAAUGACAUUUCAACAAGAGAUAAAGUAGACCUACAUUCGGGCACACCAACGACACCUCAACAAGUCACUGGUAACUACUAAGACACACCAAUGGCACUUCAGUAACACGGCUAGUACCCUAUUAGGACAUUGGGUGAACAAAAUCAUCUUACAAGGCCCCCCACUUCUCAUUAUCUUAGACAGGCCUAGUAAUUGCGCUGAGUGGGGUGCUAAAACAGUGGAGAGGGAAUAGAUUAAAAAGGAACAAAGAAGAUUAGGUGGGUUAACGUGGAAGAUUAAACCACUCAGUCAAGAAGAAAGGCCAAUCACAGAAGGAGUAGCACUGAUGAUUUAUCAUAGCUGGUCAUCACUGGAACACAACAUGGUGCUUCUGGCCUCUCAAGCUUUUUAAAAUAGAUUUUAAGGGAUGUCCAGGAUGAUUUCCUAUGGUAUUUGUUUUCAUGUCACGAGUCAAAUGAUGUUGUCUAGUCCUUGCACUUACCACAAUACAGUGCCUUAUUUUCCUGUUAUCCGUGUAGAGUGAAUCGUGGCUUUGAUCAGGUGCUGUUGUCCUGCCUUAUGUUACAUAUAAUGUUAAUCAAUCUCAAUGGCAUGUUUAUCGGUAUUUAGCCCAUGUCUAACACUGAACAAUCUGUUGUAAGGGAAGUGCAAAUACUAGAUUAACUUGGAGUAUGUUGGGAGAAAUGUUACAGUAAUGCUCUAUCUUUGUCCCUCCGUCUCCAUCUUUUCCUCUUUCUCUCUCUCUAGGCUACAUCCUGCAGUACUCCGAGGACAACAGUGAGCAGUGGGGCAGCUUUCCAAUCAGCCCUAGCGAGCGCUCGUACCGUCUGGAGAACCUGAAGUGUGGCACCUGGUACAAGUUCACCCUGACUGCUCAGAACGGAGUGGGCCCCGGACGCAUCAGUGAGAUCAUUGAAGCAAAGACCCACGGAAAAGGUAGAGUCUCUAUAGCAGGGAUGGGCAACUGGCCCUCGGAUUAAAAAAAUUAUAUACAGUGGGGAGAACAAGUAUUUGAUACACUGCCGAUUUUGCAGGUUUUCUUACUUACAAAGCAUGUAGAGGUCGGUAAUUUUUAUUAUAGGUACACUUCAACUGUGAGAGACGGAAUCUAAAACAAAAAUCCAGAAAAUCAUAUUGUAUGAUUUUUAAGUAAUUAAUUUGCAUUUUAUUGCAUGACAUACGUCUCCUGAGUGGCGCAGUGGUCUAAGGCACUGCAUCGCAGUGCUAACUGUGCCACUAGAGAUCCUGGUUCGAAUCCAGGCUCUGUCGCAGCCGGCCGCGACCGGGAGACUCAUGGGCGGCGCACAAUUGGCCCAGCGUCGUCCAGGGUAGGGGAGGGAAUGGCCGGCAGGGAUGUAGCUCAGUUGAUAGAGCAUGGCGUUUGCAACGCCAGGGUUGUGGGUUCGAUUCCCAUGGGGGGCCAGUAUAAAAAUAAAAUAAAAAUGUAUUCACUAACUGUAAGUCGCUCUGGAUAAGAGUGUCUGCUAAAUGACUAAAAUGUAAAUGUAUAAGUAUUUGAUACAUCAGAAAAGCAGAACUUAAUAUUUGGUACAGAAACCUUUGUUUGCAAUUACGGAGAUCAUAUGUUUCCUGUAGGUCUUGACCAGGUUUGCACACACUGCAGCAGGGAUUUUGGCCCACUCCUCCAUACAGACCUUCUCCAGAUCCUUCAGGUUUCGCUGGGCAAUACGGACUUUCAGCUCCCUCCAAAAGUUUUCUAUUGGGUUCAGGUUUGGAGACUGGCUAAGCCACUCCAGGACCUUGAGAUGCUUCUUACGGAGCCACUCCUUAGUUGCCCUGGCUGUGUGUUGCGUGUCGUUGUCAUGCUGGAAGACCCAGCCACGACCCAUCUUCAAUGCUCUUACUGAGGGAAGGAGGUUGUUGGCCAAGAUCUCGCAAUACAUGGCCCCACCCAUCCUCCCCUCAAUACGGUGCAGUCGUCCUGUCCCCUUUGCAGAAAAGCAUCCCCAAAGAAUGAUGUUUCCACCUCCAUGCUUCACGGUUGGGAUGGUGUUCUUGGGGUUGUACUCAUCCUUCUUCUUCCUCCAAACACGGCGAGUGGAGUUUAGACCAAAAAGCUCUACUUUUGUCUCAUCAGACCACAUGACCUUCUCCCAUUCCUCCUCUGGAUCAUCCAGAUGGUCAUUGGCAAACUUCAGACGGGCCUGGACAUGCGCUGGCUUGAGCAGGGGGACCUUGCGUGCGCUGCAGGAUUUUAAUCCAUGACGGCGUAGUGUGUUACUAAUGGUUUUCUUUAAGACUGUGGUCCCAGCUCUCUUCAGGUCAUUGACCAGGUCCUGCCGUGUAGUUCUGGGCUGAUCCCUCACCUUCCUCAUGAUCAUUGAUGCCCCACGAGGUGAGAUCUUGCAUGGAGCCCCAGACGGAGGGUGAUUGACCGUCAUCUUGAACUUCUUCCAUUUUCUAAUAAUUGCGCCAACAGUUGUUGCCUUCUCACCAAGCUGCUUGCCUAUUGUCCUGUAGCCCAUCCAAGCCUUGUGCAGGUCUACAAUUUUAUCCCUGAUGUCCUUACACAGCUCUCUGGUCUUGGCCAUUGUGGAGAGGUUGGAGUCUGUUUGAUUGAGUGCGUGGACAGGUGUCUUUUAUACAGGUAACGAGUUUCAAACAGGUGCAGUUAAUACAGGUAAUGAGUGGAGAACAGGAGGGUUUCUUAAAGAAAAACUAACAGGUCUGUGAGAGCCGGAAUUCUUACUGGUUGGUAGGUGAUCAAAUACUUAUGUCAUGCAAUAAAAUGCAAAUGAAUUACUUAAAAAUCAUACAAUGUGAUUUUCUGGAUUUUUGUUUUAGAUUCCGUCUCUCACAGUUGAAGUGUAACUAUGAUAAAAAUUACCGACCUCUACAUGCUUUGUAAGUAAGAAAACCUGCAAAAUCGGCAGUGUAUCAAAUACUUGUUCUCCCCACUGUAUAUUUUUUUACUCAGUCGGGUUCUCAACUUACUGUUGCAAGUUAGAAUAGUAUAAUACACAAGGUGCAAUUUUGAAAUUUGGUUGUGCAUCAGCAGUUUUUCUCUUGUUAUGUCAGUCACUGAUAGUCACUCAAUUAGCCCAUGUCAGCUAACAUUUUUUAGAUUGGUAAGUUAGUCUAGCGGCCAGCUAUCUAAACUUAGUAAUCAUGGUCGAAUUACCGGCCGAGGGGCCCCCAUUGAUUUUGUUAGUCAAUCCCACUUAGAUAUCACAUUAAAAACUAAAAACAUUUCUCUCCACUCUAUGGCAAAAUGUAAAACGGCUAAUUUUCCUCUCCGCCCCAUGGAAAAAGGAGUAGAAUUGCAAUAAAUGAGUUAUAAAACUGCAACAUUUUCUAUACGCCCCAUGGCAAAAUGUGUAGAAUUGCACGAAAUUAACUCUAAAACAUAGAAAAAUUCUGUCCGCUGUCAAGAGGGGGGCUGCUAAAAUGUUUUGUUCGCAAUGUGGUGGUGGGGUGUGUGUGUGUGUGUGUGUGUAUGCACAUGUGGGUACGCAGACCUGCAAGCAACUUUUUAGUGGCCCCCACCCCAUCAAUGUUGCCCAUCUCUGCUCUAUAGCAUCUCCACCUCACCAAUGUCCCCUUAGAACAGACUCUAACUCAAUAGUCCUAUCUAAAGCUUUAUCAAGCAAUUCCUCAAACUUGCUCAAUUAUUAUGUGACCUGAUUUGGUUCAUGAAUAAAAUGUUACAGGCAUCCUUAGAAGUCUACAUCUAAUCUCUUCACCCCUCUUCUUUCCAGAGCCCCAGUUUGCCAAAGAACACGAGCUGUUUGCCAGCAUCAACUCCACCCGGGUCAGGCUCAAUCUAAUUGGGUGGAACAAUGGUGGCUGCCCAAUCACCUCGUUCACCCUGGAGUAUCGUCCGGUGGACACGGCAACGUGGACCACGGCUCAGCGCACCUCCCUAACCAAGAGCUACAUCCUGUACGACCUGGCGGAGGCCACCUGGUACGAGCUGCAGAUGAAGGUGGUCAACAGCGCCGGCUCCGCCGAGAAGAAGAUCACAUUCGCCACGCUCAAUGCGGAUGGAAGUGAGUUCAGAUCAAUGGUCUUCUAGGAUGACAAUUUUUUUUCCUAAACCGUGAUAAUUUCAUAUUCCAAAGAAGGCCUUCCAAAGACACAUAUUUGACUACGAUUCUUAGUCCUCCCAAGUUCCAACCCUGGUGGUGCAUCUUUAAAUAGUCAUGCCUGAUACUCUGGAUGGUAUGUUCCCCAAGCUUAUCUGUUUCCUUCCUCCGCAGGCACCAUCCCUCCUCUGUUGAAGACAGUGGACCCCAUCACAGACAACAUGUCAGGCAACGAGGGGCUGAAGAUGAUGGUGACCAUCACCUGCAUCCUGGUGGCUGCUAUCAUGGUCUUCAUCCUCCUGAUGGUGCUGAAGAGGAGGAGGAGGGAGCAGAGGCUCAAGAGGCUACGCGGUGAGUCAGAACACACGCACACACACGUACACACGCGCACUCACACAAUAGAAACAAGGCACUCAAUAACACUCAAGCACUUUUUAGAGCUGUAUGCUUCAUGAUCAAGAGAGUGAGGAUCAAUUAACCUGAGCAGAGCCAGUAGAAUUGUGACUAUUGACUUUCAUUAUGUAAUUAAGAGGCUAUCAGUUUAGUCUGAUCAGAUCUAGUGUUCCACUUUUAAUUUGCCCACACUAAUGUUCUAGUUUUGCACAUCUAGGAUAUUGGCUUGGUGCUUAUGAUUUUAAUAUGUUAGCUUUUGACAACCACUACUCUGCAUUGUUACUAAUUUACUAUAUGCUGACUUCACAGAUGCAAAAAGCCUGGCAGAAAUGCUGAUGAGGUAUGUGAAGAGGAAUACAUCUUAACUUUAGAUAGGAAUCAUAAAAUACUUUAAAUUAACUGUCCAGUGUUUCCAGAUUUCUAUGAAAUAUUACCUAUAAUUACUUACAAUAUGAGUGAAAUAGUUUCCCUUCCAAAAUGUAUUAUGUUUAAAAAAAAAAACUUUUCUGUGUUGGAAUGGUGUGGGCGUACCCCGACAACAGAAUGGUGUGGGAGUAUACCAGUCAUUAAAAAUAUUAAUGCGAUCAGAUCGCUGAUUGGCCAGCUCAUCCUCCUCAGGAGUAUGACAUACUGUAAGAGGAAAUAGCAAGUAUUUUUGAAACGGUCUGUUUGAGAUACAAGUUUGAGGUAUGUUUUUGAAGUGUUUUUUCUCCAAUUUAUACUUUGGCCACAAAUACGUGUAUAGGAUGAGUCAACAACAUUAUUUGGGUAUGAGUUGACAAAAUAUGGGCUUUUAAAAGUUAUAUUUUCAAUGGACAGUUACUUUAAAACUAUGACUGAAUACUUGCAAACAAUACCUCCUAACUGACAUUUCUAUCUCCUAGUAAAAACACACGGACACCAGACACAUCGAACAAGCAGCAGACCAUGAGAAUGCACAUCGACAUCCCCCGAGCCCAGCUGCUCAUCGAGGAGAGAGAUACUAUGGAGACUAUCGGUGAGACCCCUGUCAUCCCCGCCAGCUUACAGUAUGCUUAUCCCUUGCAUGUUAUAUUUGAUCAUCUUUUCUAACAACUCAUUGUCUUCCUCCCUGUUUUCUGUCUGUCAGACGACAGGUCGACGGUGCUGCUGACUGAUAAUGACUUUGGGGAGACGUCCAAACAGAAGUCAUCCACUGUCACGCACACAGUCCACUACCAGUCCCUGUCGCAGGCCACCGGCCCACUGGUGGACGUCUCCGACGCCCGGCCUGGAACUAGUAAGAGCCUUACCUAUUUAAUCACCUCUAUAUCCCACCCCUCACCACCUUUACUCUGACGUACAGUAAGCUACUAGCCUAAUGUCGUCCCCUGGAGGAAUAGGGGCAAUUCAGUGUUUAUUUGGUUGUAGUUAUGUGAAAUAAGAGAAUGCUCUUUGUCAAGAUUAAUAUUUUUUGAUAUAGUUGCAUUCAAUCCAAGCAUCAUUGUACAUAUUUCUCUCUCAGGUGCCUGUAACUGGACCCCAGUCCUCCAAUCAGUGUUUAGACUCUAGAGUUUUUAUAAACAAUAGCUCCUCCAGGUAUCCACAUACCCUGAUCCCAAAUCCAUUCUAAGCAAACCAGAAUUUUCAGCUUAUCAUAGUUUCAACCCUCAGAUCCCCUUACAGAGCCCACAGCCCAGAGCAUUGUGAGCCAAGGCAGUGGCUGCACAGUGGCCUAUGGAGGCUCUUCUGCUGCUGAGCUUCAGUAAAGUUGAACUGAUGAAGAGUGGAGAGGCCUCUGGCUCCACCUGAUUGGGGUCAUUGAAGCUGGCCAGGAGGCACUGUGGGCCAAAAAAAUAAGCACAGUGGGCUUGAACCUUAUCUGCUGACUCAGCCACAUCUAUCCAGAGUGUUGGAAUUACUGAUGGAAUUGCUACUACCUACUACCAUUACCACUGCUAUUCUUCUCUGGCUUCUCCAGGCCGGAUCUAAUCAUGGCUGUUCUAAAGGGACAUUCUGAUUUGGUGCCAUUGAUGCAUAGCACAGUAGGUUAAAUGUCUGGGUCAGACCGAAUAUGAUACUAUUUUUGUCUUUGGGGAAUAUUAUAUCUACUGUGAAAGGUUAGGAUGAUACUGUAAUUUCAAACCUAUUAAUUAUUAAUGAUCAAUAGAUGUUUGUGUAAUUUGAUACACAGACAAUUAAAACUCAAUAUAUAGUAUGCAAUUUACUGUCUAGUAGCUCUUCAGUGGUAUGUCCGAAAUGACACCCUAUUCCAUAUGGACACUGGUCAAAAGUAGUGCACUACAUAGGGGAUAGGUUGCCAUAUCUGACACUGCCUAGGCCUAUCACCAGUAAUGACCUUGGCCCUUUCACCCACAGACCCCACAGCACGCCGCACUGCCAAAGCAGGCCCUGCAGCCAGCAGGAACCGCUACGCCAGCCAGUGGACCCUGAACCGGCCCCAACCUCCCACCUCCUCCCACACCCUGAGCACAGACUGGAGACUGCCCACACCGAAUGCCGCCGGCUCUGUAGACAAGGAGAGCGACAGCUACAGUGUCAGCCCAUCGCAGGACACAGGUACUGGACUGACCCUAUGUCUCACAUACAACAUUAGUCUGCAGCAAAGGGGAGACCACUACUACUGUACGUGGAAGGGUCAGAGUGCUCACGGUAUGUUUUAAGAUAUUUUCUAUAUUUCUUAGGAAAUUUCAGCUAUAUGCAUAUACUAUAAUGGAUGUUUUUUUUGUGUGUGUGUGUGUGUGUGUGUGUGUGUGUGUGUGUGUGUGUGUGUGUGUGUGUGUGUGUGUGUGUGUGUGUGUGUGUGUGUGUGUGUGUGUGUGUGUGUGUGUGUGUGUGUGUGUGUGUGUGUGACUACUCAGACCGCGCGCGGAGCAGCAUGGUGUCGACAGAGAGCGCGUCGUCCACGUACGAGGAGCUGGCCCGGGCCUACGAGCACGCCAAGAUGGAGGAGCAUCUGCGGCACGCUAAGUUCACCAUCACAGAGUGCUUCAUCUCUGACACCUCCUCGGAGCAAAUGACGGCCGGCACCAACGACUACACAGACAGCCUGACGUCCAGCACGCCGUCCGAGUCAGGCAUCUGCAGGUUCACCGCCUCCCCGCCCAAGCCUCAGGACGUCAGCCGGGUCAUGAACAUGGCCGCACCCAAGGCCCACAGACCGGGUGAGGAGAAGGCAGCACUCAUAUACAGAACACACACAGACAUACAAACACAUACACACACACACACACACACACACACACAGUACAGUUCAAACCUUACUGAAACUACAUUAUGAUGUAUUAUUUUCCGCAUUACUCUAGAUCAGUGAUUUCCAACUCCGGUCCUCCAGUACCCCCAACAGUACAUAUUUUUGUUGUGGCCCUGGAGAAGCACACCUGAUUCUACUAAUCAUCAAGCCCUUGACAAGUUGAAUCAGGUGUUUCUGUCUGGGGCAACAACACAAAUGUGUGCUGUUGGGGGUACUCGAGGACCGGAGCUGGAAAACACUGCUAUAGAUAGCAGUUCAGUUCUGGUCCAAUUAGGCCUUGGGCCACAACAUUACUACUGUAACUUCCAUAGAUCUCUGGGCUUGUUCAAAGUUAAGUUUUAUAGCUUUCAUUUAACACAGCAUAUUACAAAACGCCUAUUGCAAAAUAAUGAUCAUGAUCAUGAGAUACACUUCCUCAGAUAACCCCUCUGGCAUGCUGUUAAUGCUUGAUGAAGUACAAACACUAUUAAAACCCAGUAAUACCCCUCUCACAGUGCUGUAUUCAUCUUCAGCGCUCUGCAGAAAUGUCUGCACAUGGAGGAGCUGUCCGUCUGUCAGGCUAUUCGUCUUUCUGAAACUAUCCUCUCCCAGGUUGGCCUCAUAUGACCUGCUGCUCCUCACCUCCCGUUCCUAUUGGUACCACUGUUUGGCACAGCUUGUGGACAGACCAAACAGACUGGGUUGAAAUACAUAGACAUGAGGAAAUACACAUUCUUCAAAUACUUUUUGUAAAACAUACACACACACAGAGACAGAUUGUAUAUCGUGCGUUUAGCGAGUCCUGGCCUGCCGUGUUGUCAGUCUGGGCUAGGGGUAUGAAGACUAGCUAGUUGUUGAUGGUGUCUGGAGGCAGGAGCUGGGCUGGGGUGAGUGAGUGAGACGAGGUAGACAGGUUUUGGCUAUCUGAGCUGGGUCUUGAGUUUCCGUCCCUCAUUAUGUUUUCAUGGUGCGUACACGAGCCAGCUGCCCACAGUCAUCAGCCAGCGGGAGGCUUAAACCAUCAGCUGAGGGCAAGUAGAGGCAAUCUGUCAAUCCAAUCUAAAGCUAUUGUCUGUCAAUACAAAACAGCACUUUACUACCACAAUAAAGACGUUCAGUGUGAUAUCGGUCUUUCAGACGCAGAGCCUGUUGUAGCGUCGUGCUAACCCUGGUGUUACUUUCAUCCAGCGGGAGCUGGGCGACACCAGCGACACAUAGACAAGCUUUAGAGGUUUCUACAGUAAGUCCCUGUUGAAGACCGUUGUUACCAGUCUGUAAUACCAUUAGCCAGCUCUGUUGUGGCACACACUGUGGAAUUCACACAUGUUAGUUUGAACACAGUUCCUUUUUAGGGUGUUUUUGCCCAGUGAGUGUCAGUAUGAUCAGAAUCCUCAAGAAAAAAGGCAAUCUUCAAUAUAAAGCAUACAUGUUGAUGAUGACAUACAAUAGUGUCUGUCUGUCUGUCUGUGGCCCACUGCCCCCCCCCCCCCUUCUGUAAUAAUGUACCUUUGCCCUGAGUUGACACUGCGACCUCAUCUGUCAGUCACACAGGGACACACAGGAGGGCACAGCCCUCUCUCCUGUUACUCUGACAUUUGUCAAUCACAAUCACACACAGCUGAUACUGAUACAGUAGGUCAACCUGGGGUCAUGACUUUGACAUUACGUGUAUCCACUACGUGUGGGAUUUGGCAAGGUCAUUUCUUUGUGUGUGUGUGUGUGUGUGUGUGUGACCAUAGAGUCAUUGGGGCAAACUGGAUGGAAACAUUGGGCAACGAUCUGUGUGACCUCUCAUAAACAGUCUGUCCUGUACAAUUACUGUAGGGAGCCAAUCAAAGAGGAUGAUCUUGAGGUUCUCAGCUCAUAAACAUUUACUGCAACACUGUUUCUUGUGCUGAGUAGUCAACAUGUGAUGGGCCUUUAAACAAUCCAAGGUGUCUCUGUGUGUUUGGGUGUGUGUGGGUGUGUGCAUGCGUGCACACGCGAUGUGUCUGUCUGUUUACCAAUGUGUGGGUAGUUGUGGAAGCUCAUUGGAAGGCCAGAUUACAGAAAAUGAGAACAGCUCCUUCCCCAGCAGCACAGAUCGACUUGGGCACACAAAAUGUUAAAACACUCAUAUACAUCAAACCCCCCAGCUUAGAGACUUAUUGCAUGGCUGGGAAUCAUUAUUGUGUAGCGGAUACAAGUUGUGCCAUUACCUACGCCCUGCAACUUUCAGCUAAAUAAAUUCCCAAUGAGCUCCCAAAGAAAAGCUUAAAUCUAUAUUUAAUUCAAUUAAAGCUGGUUGCCAUUUAUCAUCUUUACUGGUUUUAAUAAAGCCUAUUAUAUACACAGUAAAUUAUGCAUGCUCCCUGCGAACUCUGGGAUUCAGUCACUAAGGUCACAUGUAGGAUACAAUCUACAUAGAUGGGCCAGUCCUCCUCUGUGUGGUGGUGGUGGUGGCGGUGAUGGUCGUGGGGGAUAGUGAUUUGGCAUAGAAAAGGCCAGUCACUGAAGCCUGCUGAUCUCUGUGGCCUCUGAAAGAUUAGUAUUGAAGACAUCCAUUAGAGCAGUAAUGGAACAGUACAUGUCUCCCCACCACUCCUAAUCAAGUCUAAAAUCUUUAGUACGACUCAUACAUCUCUGGCUACGUCUUUGUGAUGAUCUAAUUUCCUAAAUUAAAUAUGUAAUUUAUUCAGUGGACGAGAUACAUUUACAGCAGAAGUGAUGGUAUCAUCAUCCACUCAACCAUGUCCAGUGAUUCACUGUCUGCAUGGGGGAAUACUGUGUAGAGAAGCCCAAGUCUUUUAAAGUGCUGCAGUGUCAUUGACUAAACGUACACUUGGGUUACGUCACAGGCUUGGUUUAUUCUGGCUCCUGGACAGCAAAGAAUCUGUCUCCGAAUGAGAUUUGAACCACCUUUUUGCUUCAGUUAACCCCCGGUACAGAUGAGGAGGGUUUGAGAGUAGGCAGUGCAGGUCUGUUCGACGUGAUAGUCCUGAAGAAAUUGAAAAGUGAUUUGAAUAUGAAUCUGACAGGCUAAUGCAGCAAUAUCGUAGGAUAAGUAAUCUCGUCGCCAAGCCAUAAAAAAAUGAUACCGUCCUGAAAUCCUUAUAGAAUCUGUAUCCUCCCGACUCAAUAUAAUAGAUUAGAUUACAUUAUCCAAACUGAAAUCAUAUGAUUUCCUAUCAUAUACCAUAUAUCCUGGCAGAAAGUACAUACCUUAUGAAAAGACCCCUAUGGAAUAGAAAGUAUCAGAGUAAUGCUGACAUUGAGAAUUGUCCUCCCAGUGUAGUGAGUGUACCCCCUUUCUGACUGGGUACCCCUCUAACCCCCCUCUCUGGUCUCAUCCCUCAGGAGGAGAGCUGGUGCACCUGCCCCCGUACCUACGCAUGGACUUCCUGUUAAACCGUGGCUCUGCGUCGGGAGGCCGGGGGUCCAAUGGUGGUAACGGAGGAAGAGAAGGAGGAGGAGGGGAGGCAGGGGCGUUGGGCCAGGCAUGUCUGGAGCCCCAGAAGAGCCGCACCCUGAAACGGCCCCCGCUCCUGGAGCCCACACCCAUGGAGGUGCCCACGUCCAGGGAGGUGCAGCAGUGGCAGCCAGAGACUGCCUCCACACUGCCCCAGCGUGAGCCCACUGGCCGUGAGGCCACAGGAGACCUGGCCCAGGCGCAGGCCGCCAAGCUCAGCAGCUCACAGGAGUCCCUGCUAGACUCCAGAGGACACUUAAAACAGAGCAACAACCCCUACGCAAAGUCCUACACACUG
This is a messenger RNA of Coregonus sp. 'balchen', 45939 nucleotides long. The record is from the annotation of a GenBank genome assembly. Lineage: Eukaryota; Metazoa; Chordata; Actinopteri; Salmoniformes; Salmonidae.